Messenger RNA from Drosophila pseudoobscura, 46582 nucleotides. It is a transcript of the gene Msp300, whose product is annotated as Muscle-specific protein 300 kDa. The transcript has 30 exons. The coding region runs from base 669 to 45287 and encodes 14872 amino acids. Gene Ontology annotation, cellular component: meiotic nuclear membrane microtubule tethering complex; nuclear outer membrane; cytoplasm. The record is from RefSeq and is a predicted model, not a curated record. Gene Ontology annotation, molecular function: actin filament binding. NCBI's taxonomy places the organism in Eukaryota, Metazoa, Arthropoda, Insecta, Diptera, Drosophilidae. Gene Ontology annotation, biological process: nuclear migration.
CUCGGCUGCUGGACAAGGCGUAGCAUGUUGAACGACGACUGCAAUGCUAACGGAUACGACGAUUCAGAUUCAGUCAGUAUCGAACCGGCUUUCUACCCCAACGUUGGGGUCUUGGAUUUGGGACUUGGCAGCGAAAAAGUGUGGGGCCUACAAUAUGAAAGAGUGUAUAUUUUCUCGCGGAGUAAAUCAAAAGAGUGAAGUGGAAUCGUGAAUUUGCUGAAACAAGAAAAAACCUAAUUGGAAUCUUCUGUGAGAAUUUGUUCUUACCAAAACGACCCAAAGGCAGCGUCCGUUUCAGUGCGAAUUGUGUGAAGUUUUAUGGCCUAAAACGCAAAAGGCUGACGUGAUUAAAAAAUAAAAAAGAAGUGGCGUAUUUUUUGGCUUUUAAAAGAAUAAAAGUUGAUUUACGUGCUCCAGGAGGAGGAAGAGGAGGAGUAAGGAAAACUGAAGGCCAACCGCCGGGGGUUGGUUCGAAGGGAAAAAUCUUCCUGUGAAAAUCCAUGCCCGGAAUGAGUGUGCGUGUUGCGUGAGAAAAAUCAAUUUUGGUUCAUUUUGAACGCAAAGGAGAAAGAACGAAACAAGGGGCAGCCAAGAGACCGAAAGAAAAAAGGGCUUGUCCAAAUGAGAAUUUGCUAUAACGAAAGGAAUUCAACGAAAUCGAUGCUAUCAUGGCUGAUAGCACAGAUCCAGGCAAGGAUCCAACCAUAGAUGCGGGCGGAGGAGAAGGAGGUGCUGCUGACGCGCCUCCAAUCCCAGCUGUUCGGCGGCGUCGUGCGCAUGAGCACAAAUCCUCCUCGAGGGAGAACGUCGAGGAGCAGGAACAGCUGGAGACAUCCACAGUGACGCGAACGUACAUGAAGACCAUUACCACAUCCUUGACCACAUCGAGCAGCAAUCUAGAAGAGGAAUACGCAUCCAGCUGCAGCAGCAGCAACCAACGUUUGCGCCAGAAGGUGGCUCAAUACGAGAAGGUCUGGUCGGAGGGCCUGGCCAACACCGGGAAACGUACCGCCGAGGAGAGCUCCGAUGAACUACGGCAGGACUCGAACCAGGAUGAUGACCAGGAGAAUCCCUUCGACAUUGAUGUCCACGAAAUCGAGCGACGGUUGCGUUUGGAGCGACAGCGCGGUCUGGCCGAGGCGGAGGCAGCCAAGCUGGCCUUCCAGCAGGUCCAGCUGCGGCACACCACGCCCCCACCGCCGUCGUCGCUGCCCCGUCUGGUGGAGGUGACUAGCGAGCAGACAGCCAGUCCGUUUAACGUGACCUUGAGGACCACCAGUCGGAUGAGUCCCGGUGCCGAUCAGGGGAACGUAGAGGAGCAGCUGUCGCCCUUCAAUGUCACCCUCCGCACCACCAACACGCGACGGCACGCCAAGAAGGUGGAACUAGAGCGCUUCCUCGACGGCGAGCGAAUGGUGAGAGAGGUGCCUGCUGCAGACGGGGUAAGGACCAUCAUUACCUCCUCGAUGACCAGCGAUGGGGGCUACGCCGAGGAGAAAAUCUAUCGCCACGGCGAGGGAUAUGUCUCGCCGCGUGACUCACCCUCGUGGUCGCGCUCGCAUUCCAGUUACUCCGGCAGUGAGCGGUCCAGUGUGACGCCACCGCGGAGCGUGGACUUGACCGCCGGCGGCAGGAGGAUACUCAUUAAGCUGGAGAACGAAACCGAACUGGGAACCGAACUAAACGACGAGACAGAUUCAAGUGCAGCGAAUCGGCAGCAACACUUUGGUGGCAGACAGGACGCGGCCAUGGCAACGGGCAACAUUGACAUUACCGUUGGUAGCAGCAACCCCCGCAGGCGUUUGUACCAACAAACAACUGUCCAGGUGGGUGGCAACGUGGCAGCAGCGCCACAACAACAGCAACGUCCCCGGGAACUGGCCCUCGAAACAGGAGGAACGAAGAAGAAGACAAUGCCACUAACAUCCACGCCGAUUGGCACGAAGGAGCAACCGCAGGAGCGAAAGGCACACGGCACAACGCCGCCAAUCAGUCCAGCUGGAACGUGCCAAUUGCGUGGUUCUUCAGCGGAAGAGCAACGGAAAAUUGUAAGCCACAAAACGAUAACCACCACCAGCAGCAGCAGCAGCAGCACUACGAAAUCGAAAUCCUCGACCUCCUCCUCGUCCACGGCCACGUCCACGUCGCGCAAAUUAAUCGAAGAUUCGCCGUCUCCAUCGCAGUCGCAGGCCGUUGGCGAUAUCUCGUUUACCGCCUCGCAAAUACGUCUAAGUCGCGAUAACCUAUCGAACGCCGGCGAUAUUAUCGAUAACGAUUCCGAUACCGAGGGCAGACCGGCCAGCAGCAUUGUGAUUGUGUCCACACCCUCGCGAUCUGUGACCCCGUCAACGCCCAGCACCACUCCGCACACCCCACACGCCCCACACGCCCCACACACGACAGCAGCCCACGCUCUCAGCGGCAUUGGCACUUUCAGCAAGAGUCUGCGACAGGAUUAUCAGACUCAAGUACAGCAAAGUGGCAGCCGUGGCAGCAGCAGCAACGAAAACGAGUACCAGGAAUUCCAGUCCACAAUGGCGUCGAUCAAUUACGCCCGCAGCAAUUCCCAGUACGACAGUCAUAUCAAGGAGAAACGAGAGGAGCAAGAACGUGUGCAGAAGAAGACAUUCACUAAUUGGAUUAAUUCAUACCUACUGAAGCGUGUUCCACCGCUUCGUAUUGAUGAUUUAAUCAAUGAUUUACGCGAUGGCACAAAACUAAUUGCAUUGCUCGAAGUGCUGUCCGGUGAACGACUGCCCGUGGAGAAGGGCCGUGUACUGAGACGACCACAUUUCCUUAGCAAUGCCAAUACGGCCCUGCAAUUCUUGGCCAGCAAACGCAUCAAAUUGGUCAAUAUUAAUCCCGCAGAUCUGGUGGAUGGGAGACCACCAGUUGUGUUGGGCUUGAUAUGGACAAUCAUAUUGUACUUCCAGCUUCGUAAAAAGAGGCGGAAAAACUUAGUUGUAGUUAUAAAUUAUGCGCCACAGAUCGAGGAGAAUAGCCGCAACCUAGAAUAUUUGGGUCAUGGUAUUGGCGGUUCGGUUAGCUCCCUCGACAGCGUUGGCAAUCAGAAGCAUGGCGACCUUAAGGCUGAGAAAUGGAAGCAGGGAGCCAGAAAAACGCUACUCAAUUGGGUGACAAAUGCCCUGCCAAAAGACAGUGGCGUGGAGGUGAAAGAUUUCGGCGCCAGCUGGAGAGAUGGCGUCGCUUUCCUAGCCUUGAUCGAUGCCAUAAAAGCGAAUCUGGUCAAUUUAGCAGAGCUAAAGAAGACCAGCAAUCGUCAGCGUUUGGAGACAGCUUUCGAUGUGGCCGAAAGCAAGUUGGGCAUUGCCAAACUAUUGGACGCUGAGGAUGUGGAUGUACCCAAGCCAGAUGAGAAGAGUAUCAUGACAUAUGUGGCACAAUUCUUGCACAAGUAUCCCGAACCAAAGGGUGCCUCACGCGAUCAAUCGCAUGUUCAGCAAGAGGCGGACGAGCUGCGUCGCUUCUUGGUGGAGAAGACCACCGAGUAUGAGCCCAUGGUCAUGCAGAGCUCUUUUCCACGUGAUUUUAGUGAAUAUCUUCUGGCACGUUCAGAGGUCGAUGCCCAUUUGUCGGCAUACAACCGCCUGAAGCAAUUGAUUGAGAGCCAAAGCGGUUUCCUGCAGGUCUCACAUCAAUCGUGGAAUGAAAUCAAUGAGCUGUGGCAGCGCCUCCAGUACCAGAUGAUGUACUGGCUCUGGCUGUUGGACGCCGAGCUGCCCGGCGAGUUCGGCAUCGUUGGCAAAUGGCUGGCCGAAGCCGAGAAACUACUGAUGGACAAUGAUAUACCCAAUGCCAUGAAUGAGGAGACGGCGGCUGUGAUUAGCAGAAAGCUGGAAGAGCAUAAGCUCUUCUUUGCCGAUCUGCCGCGCAUUCUGGCCAUGUUCGACAAUGCCAAACGGUCGCCGUUGGCCCAGCAGGUGCCACUGGAGCAGCUGCGCAAUAUGGAGCGACGCCUGCAAGAGGUGGGACCCAAGGCCGCUGAGCGGCGCAUCCGUUUGAAGUUCCUCGAGCACAAGUGCUGUCUGAUUGCGUUCCUCAAUCUCGUGGAGAACAAGAUGCGCGGCUGGACUGGAAAGUACGGGCACGAGGAGAAGGUGGCCCAGCAGCUGGAGCAGUACAAGAACUUUGUAUCGCGCAACAAAAUCUUCCAGGAGUUCCAGAAGGCCUUCGUGGACAUGCAACAGGUCGUGGAAGAGUACAAGCGCGAGGGCAAUGUGCCGCGCAAGGACAUCAACGAGAUCGAUCGCUUCAUGUACGAGACGGAGGAGCGCUGGAAGCGCGUCUCCAUGGAGCUCAAGUGCUGCCAGAACUCACUCGAAGAGGUGGUCAACUGUUGGCGUAGCUGGAACCAGCUGGCCCCCAGCUGCGAGGAGUGGCUACUCCUCGCCGAACAGAAGGUCAAUCAAAGCGAGGACGACCGUCUGGAGUUCUUCCAGGAUAUACCCGUGUGGAAGGACAAGUUUGAUGCUCUGGCCAGCUCUGCCAAUUAUCUGAUUGCCUCUUGCGAGGAGCCCAUCGCCCAGCAGCUGCGUCAGCGCCAUGGCGCUCUCGCCGACCGCUUUGAGCGUCUGUUUGCCAACACCAAGCAGUACAUGCACGCGGGCGACAUCAUACGCUCCCGUCAGGAGUACAAGUCGGGCAUUGAGCAGCUGUCCCGUUGGCUGCGUGGCGCCGAAAGCGUGCUCGAUCAGCGUCAGGUGCUGGGCAACAGCGAGCAGAUUCGGCAGUAUGGCCAACAGCUACAGCAGUUGGCCAGCGAGAUCGACGACAACGAGGAGCUGUUCAAGACCAUCAGCCGCAACUUCCAGGGACUCAUACAGGACUUGUCCCGCGAUGAGGUGGACAAGAUGAUGAAGCUAUUGAAACAGGAGAAGGAAUCCCUAGUGCGCAUACGCGCACAGCUGCCGGCCAAGCUGCAUCUCUUCCAUCAACUGCAGAUCCAACAGGAAUCAUUGGAGGCUGGUCAGAAGGAGAUCCAUCAGUGGCUAAGCGAGGCCGAGCAGCUGCUGAGCACCCACAACCUGUCGGGCGGAAGGGACUCGAUCAACGAGCAGCUGCACAAACACAAGACAUACUUUUCGCGCACUGUGUACUACCGCUCGAUGCUGGAGAGCAAGAACAAGGUGUUCCAGAAUCUACUGAAGGCCGUGGCAUCGGAUGACAAGAUCGACACGGCGCCUGGCUCCCAGCAAAUGCAGCAGCUGAACGAACGCUUCAACUAUGUGAUCCAGAAUGCCCAGCAAUGGGAGCAGCGUCUGGACGCGGCCGCUGGUGGCUGGAGCAACUUCAAAGAUAACGAACGGGUGGUCAGCGAAUGGCUCACCCAGGCCGAAUCCAUGCUGGUGGAGAAGCACAUCGAAUCGAAGACCACCAUCGAGACACAGAAAUACUUCUUUGAGCAGGUCAAUGACCGCUGGAUGAACGACCUCGUGCAAUCCGCACAGCAAUUGCUGACCACGCUGCCAGCGCAGGAGCAGCCAGCGGUGGUGCAGAGCGUGGAGCAGCUGCAGUCGCGCUGGAAGAAUGUUCUGUCGCAGGCACCGCUCCAUCUGCUGAAGCUGGAGUUCCGUCUGGAUGAGAAUGCCUUCUAUCAGUCGCUCAAGGAUGUGGAGAAGGAGCUGCAACUGGAGCAGCAAGCGCUCAACCGCAACGAAGACGUCGACUCCAUACUGCAGCGCAAUCAGCAGUUUUUGGUGCAACAGGAUGUGGUGCCACGGCUAGAGCGGUGCCUGCAGAACAUGCAACGCCUGGCCCAGGCCCACAGACAGCAGCAGCCAGGGGACAUCUCUCUGGAUCAGGCCUACGACAACGCCCAAGCCCAGUGGCAUUCGCUGUCCAACAAACUGGGGGAUAUGCGACAGACACUGCAGCAGAUCCCAGCCCAAUGGCAGGGCUACCACCAGAAAUUCAACGAGAUGAUUCAAUGGAUGAAUACCGUCGAUCAAAGCCUGAAGAGCAUUGUCAAUGAAGUCAAUACCAUGGAGGAGUUUGAGAAGGAGAAGGUCGUCUUCCAGCGAAUCUGCCAGGAUGCAGACAACAAGCGCGAGGACAUGAAGUGGCUGGUCAAGACGCUCGACUCUCUGCUCAGCUAUGCCACCGAAGAUGAGGCCAACCUGGAGCAGAAGAAGCUGGAAGAUCUGAUUGCCCGCUACAAGAACCUCAUACCCACCAUUGAGAUAACGAUGGUCAAGACGGAGGUGUUCUCCAAGUGCUACACCUACCGUCGCGAGGUGCACGAGGUGGUGUGCCUGUUGAGCAAGGUCAAGGACCAGACAGCCAAUAUCCCGGCGCCGGACAGUCUGGAGCGUGUGAACCGUUUGAUUGAAGAGCAGCAAUAUGCCAUCAAUCAGCUGGAUCAUCAACGGCCGCACAUCAUGUCCAUGCUACAGCGUGGCCGUGAUCUCAGCAAGGACGUGCACGCCCCGGCAUUUGUCAAUACCGAGGUCAAGAGUCUGGAGACGGGCUGGAACCAGGCCUACACACAGACCUCCGACAAGCUGCAGGCACUCAAGGGCACCCAGGCCGUGUGGAGUGAGUUUGUGGACCAGAAGAACGACAUCUUCUCCAUGCUGCAGACGGCCGAAACUGAGCUCCGUGCCCUGACACCCCUGCAGACGGAUCCGAAGAAUGUCAGCCAGGAUCUAAAGUCCAAGCGGGAUCUGAAUGUGCAGCUGCAGCAGGCCUCGCAUCAGCUGCUGCCCAAACUGCAUGCUCUCAAGUCGGAACUGGCUCCGUUGGCUGCGGCCGACAAGCGUCCCAUACUGGAGAAGGAGGUCACCGAAGUGGAGAAGAUGUUCUUCAAUACGAUGGAGCAUGUCAAGGAUCGCGUUGGCUAUCUGGAGGAUUACAGUGCCAAGUGGAACAACUACAAGACGCGUCUCGCCGAGCUGCAGGAAUGGGCCAACAAAGUGGCGCCCAAGAACAUCGAAGCCCUGCAAUCGGAGGACCUCACACCCGAGGAGCGUGUGGUCAAGGUGCAGGGCUUCAAGCGCGUCCUUGGGGAGCGCAUGAAGCAGCUGGAUCUACUCGCCGCCGAUGCCUCCGAAUUGGCACCGAAAGAGGGCAACAUUGCCGAGGCGAAGCGUCUAAAGGGUGAGAUCUCCAAGCUUCAGGAGGUGCUCAGUGCGAUCAAUCGCAAUGUGGACCACCAGGCACAGGCCGUGCAAGAGGAUCUCAUCAACUGGCAGCAGUUCCAGGCCGGCCUACAGCAGAUCAAGCCCGCGGUGGAGCAGAGCGAAGUGAAGGUAAAUAAUGUAGUUUCUAAGCCCCAGACCCUUGAAGAAGCCGUUGCCAUGCAACAGAAUGCCCAACAAUUUGAAUCACAAUGCCAGGAGCAAUUGGACAAGCUCCAUGGCAUCUCGAACAUCAGUCAUAAAAUGUUGUGUAAAACGAAUGCCCCCGACGAGCUGGAUGCCAUGCACUCGCGUUGGUCCGCCGUCCACGAGAAUGCCAAGCAGGCGAGCGCCAAGCUCGAAAAGUUGGUGGGCAAUUGGAAGUCCUUCGAUGCCGAUGCCGGCAAGUUGGAGGAUUGGAUUGGCCAGGGCGAAAAGCAGAUGGCCAAGCGUCCGGCUGUGCUGAAUACUCCGCACAUUGACAAGCUGGAGAAGGAGUUGGUCAAGCUAAAGUCCUUCAACAACGAGAUCUCUCAGCAGCAGGCCAAACUGGUGGCUCUGGGACAGAAUGCCGAUCAGAUUAGUCUGCAUUUGGCCCCCGAGGGUGCCGCCGCGCUCAAGGAUCGCGUGAACCAGAUGAAGGGUAAGCUGCAGAAGCUGUCGGAGGCCACGAGGGGUAACAUCAAUGAGGUCUCCGAUGCCAUUAUCUCGAGGCAGGACUUUAACGCGAAGCUCGUGAACUUUUCCAAUUGGAUGGAACAGCUGAGGAAUCAGGUCACACAGGUCGAGGAAAUCAAUCCGGAGCGCGUGGAGACGAGUCUGCAUGUGAUCCACGCUCUGAUGCAGGAGCAUGCGGACAAGAAGCCCAGCUUUAAUGCCAUCUACGAUGAGGUCAAACAACUGGCUUUGGGUGCCACACCCGAGGAAACGAACGCCCUGAAUGAUGCCUAUACCGCUCUGGUGGUCAAUUACCAGAAUCUGGAGACGAAUAUGCUGCAAAAGAAGGCGGCCCUAGAGAAAUGGACAGAGCUGUUGGGCUGGAAAAAUGACACGGAAUCGCAUCUGAAUUACUUGAAGCAUCAGUUGGAUAAACCCGAGGGACCCGCUGCGGAAGAGUUGGGCAAGGUUAUCCAAGAGAUUGAUUCCUUGGGUCAGGGCAUUAGCUACUGGAAGGCGCAGGCCAAGGAGAUUGAUGAGAAUCCUGCCAUCCAGCUGCGUGAUGCCCUGUCGCGUCGUCCACUGAUCGCAACACAAAUUGUCAACGAUGUGGAGAACAAAUUGGAGAAUCUUAAGCUCCGAUCGCAGAACCAGCAGCAGCAACUGCAGCAGAUGACAGUGCGCAAGGACAAGUUCCAUGCUCUGGAGCACAACUUUGGUCAGUCGCUGCAGGAGAACCGGGACAAGCUGCAGGCGAUACUCCGACAGCAGCCCACACUCCACAACAUUGAUCAGAUCAUAGCCGAUUUGGUGGCACUCAAUGAGGCCCUGAAAUACCAGGCAGAUCUCAAGAACCGCAUACACGACGAGGGUUCGCUGCUGAUGCGCGAGGACAUUGCCAGCAUGCCGGCCAUCCAAGAGAGCCUCUUGGUCAUGGACAAGAACUAUGAUUCGCUGCAGAAUGAAAUCGCCGAACGCAUACAGAAAUACAACCUGAUUAGUCAGGCCUUGAGGGAGUAUGCCGAAGCCAAGGAUAAGUUCUCCAAGGAGCUGAAAAAAGCCGCAGAUCUGUUCAACGCCAUACCACAACAGCCACGCGAUGAAACGGAGCUGCAACAGGCCUCAGAGAAGACACGCAAGACCCUGGAACAGCUGAGGAAAUCCAAGCUCAGUCUCGAUGAGCUCGAGCGACGUGGCAAUAAUGUGGGAAAACUGUUUAGCGCCAUUGGCGAGCCCAUACCCCAAGAGGUGCCACAGGAGGUGACGGCCGCCAAGCAGCAGUGGCAGGACCUGCACGACAAGACUGCCAAGAAUGCGCAUGUCUACGAGACGGAAGCGGUCAUUUGGUCACAAAUAGAAGAUGCCAAAAAGGAUCUGCUGCCCUGGCUAAACGAAACCAAUCAGGGUCUGUGCGAUGCGGCAGACAAUUCCAUAGAAAUCGAGUUUGCCCCAAUGCGUCUGAGUAAAUACCGGACGGAACUGCCUUCCUAUCAGGCUUUGAAGGAUACCAUUGCAGAGAAAACCAAGGAUUUGGGCGGCAAUUCACCCGCUCUGAAGGCACUCAAUCAAUUGUUGGAUGAGCAGUUCGCUGAGGUAUCCAACAAUGCCGAGCGCUUGAGUGCCAUUACCACGUCGUUUAAUGAUCAAGAACAAGAGCUGCGCAGGCGCUCGAAGGUGGCAGGGGAACAGGUCAGUAAACUCCGCGAACAGCUCAUCAAAUGCGACGACAUGUCGGGGGAUAACAACAAGAUCAUGGAGCGUCUACUCCAGUGUCGUGCCUUGCGCAAAGAUCUGGAUGAAAGCGGCAACGAGAUUGACAAUAUCAAGCAAAAGGUGGACGAACUCCGCAACCUGUAUCCCACAUUCAGUGAGUCCAUCAUCCCCAAGGAACUAAACAACGUCCAGAAACGCUACGAAGGCGUGGACUUGUAUGCCAAAAAGAUUGAGAGCUCGCUGCUGCAGUUCCUCAAGAAGUUCCAUGCGGAUAGGGUGGGCAUGCUGAAGCGUAUCAUAGCCACGCAACGCGAGAAGGUGGCCUGGUGUCAGCCAGAAUCAUCGAGCGACAAAUACAAUCUGGACGUUAAGAAAUCAUCGCUGCAGGAGGUCGGCAAGAGCAUUGACGAGUGCAAGGCCAGAUAUGCAGAGACCUUGAAAUCUUUGGAAAUGCUGAAGGCUGUGGAGUCCCCACAGAACCUACAGGAGCUAUCAAAGGAUGCCCAGCUGCUGGACAACGAUAUGAAGGCCUUGCAGGAUAGCUUUGACCAGAUCAAGGGCAUACUCGACGAGAAUGUGGAUCUGUGGUCCCAAUACGAGCAAUCGAAUGAGCAAAUAUCCAAUUGGUUGCGCGAUGUGGAGGGACGCGUCAAGGCGGAGACCAGCAGUCAAGUGAAUCUUCCAGAAGUGCCACAGAAACUGCAGGAGCUGGCCAUCCUACAGCAGGAUGUUUUGGCCCACGAGCCGAUUAUCCAAGGCUUGGAGCAGACCUCUCAACAGCUGAUUGAAAAGAAUCCCGAGGCAAGGAUUGGACAAUUUGUGCAGCACCUGGUACAACGCUAUCAGGCCGUAAGUAAGAGUCUGAAUGGAUACAUUGACAAGAUCCGCAGUGCACAAUCGUCCAACACAAACUUUGCCAAGGCUUCGAAGGACUUCAAUGAGUGGCAGAGCGAUGCCAAGAUUGAAUUCCAAGAACUGGCACGCAUGGGCUCCCCCGGAUCCUCUUCGGCCACGGCCCAACAGCUGCAGACGAUCAAAAACUACAUCAAAACCCUGGAUAAUGGUCAGAUAUUGCUGAACAAUGCAGUGGAUAUAGGCGAGAACUUGUAUCCCGUGGUGUCGCCAGAGAAUCGUGAACGCAUUCGCGCGGAUCUGCGACAAAUGAGGGAGAAAUUCGACUAUCUGCGAGAUGAGGCGAACGCUUUAAUGCAGCAGGUGGAGGGUGUGCUCAUACAAAAGACCUCCAUCGAGGAGAGCUACACCCAAGUGUCGCACUAUCUGAAUGAAUCGAGGGCCAAGGUUACAGCUGGGGAUGAACUCUAUCCCACUUUGGCCACCAAGAAAGCAGCCCUGCAGAACUAUAAAACGCAACUGCAGGAGAUUACGCUGCACAAGAAUGCCCUGAAGCAGCUGCACGACAAGGCGGUGACUCUCUGCGAUGAUGAGUCCGAAAGAAAGACGGAUGAGUCCAUUCAGGAGUAUAAUACUUUGUCCAAAAAGAUUUCCGAUCGUAUCGGUACCGUCUCCAAUCAAGUGACCAAGCAUGAGGCAUACGAUCAAGUGCUGGAGAAGGCCCAGGACUGGUUGAACACCAUCAAAUCAGAGGCCAUAGACAUCCUCAAUGAGACCACAUUCGAAAAAGAGGGAGCCGAAGAGAAGCUUAUUGUUGUGGAGAACCUAUUGCAGCAUAAGCCCGAAGGAGAUUCGAUCUUUGAUACGUGCCACAAACUGUUGGAGACUGUACUAAAACAGACGCAUCCCAACGGACAUCCUGCCUUGCUGAAGGGCUUUGAAGAGCCAAAACAUGCGUGGGAGGAGUUUAUGGUUCUGUGUGAGGAUUCGUUGGUGAAACUCAAGCAACUCUGCUCGAAAUGGGACGAAUUCGAUUCGAUUAUCGAAGACCUAGACAACUGGAUGAAGAAUGUUGAGGCUGUCGUCAAGAACCAGAGCCUCAAGAGCACUGCGGAGGCAAAGAGUGCCCAUCUGAAGCAACUUCAGGACAUUUCAAAGGACAUUGAACGUCGUGGCUCGGCCAUCAAUGAGCUGAUGGAUCAGGGUCGUGAAAUCGAGGGAGAAACCGACUUAAAUCUGAAACUCUCGCGCUUGAACACACGCUACCAGACGCUCAAGAACCUGUGCAAGGAAUCGAUAGCAAAGUAUGUGAAUUAUGUGAAAGAUCAUGAGAGUUUCGACCAGGACUUCGAAUCGUUCAAAGAGAGUCUGUCCCGUUCUGUGAAUGAUCUGUCGAAGGCCAAUGAAAUCACUGGCGAUCAGAGUGUGCUCCAGGAACAGCAGAACAAACUCCGCGAGAUGUCAGACAAACGCAUCUCGGAUUCGACUCUCUUUGAGGGUCUCAUCGAUCGCGGGGAGAAGCUGUACGGCCACACCAGUCCCGAGGGCCGUGAGAUUAUACGCCAACAGUUGCGUUCGCUACGCACCCUGUGGGAUAAUUACACGGACGAUUUGAAUGCGGCCACCCAAAAGAUUGAUCAGUGUCUGUUGCAGUUCAACGAAUUUAGCAUUGCCCAGGAUCAGUUGACCAAAUGGUUGAAGGAUGUGGAUAAGGCCAUGCAGAGCCACACGGAGCCAAAGACCACGUUGCAGGAGAAGCGCGCCCAGUUGCAGAAUCAUAAGCUGUUGCACCAGGAGAUCACCACUCACAAUGUCCUGGUGGACAAUGUGUGCGACAAGGCACAGCUACUGAUUGAUCAGAUCAAGGAUAACUCCUUGAACAUCUAUCUGCAUUCGAUUAAGGAACUGUUUCAGAAUAUUGUCCAAAAGUCCGAUGAGAUCUUGCACAAUCUAGAGGACUGUGUGCAGAGGCACAACGAUCUAAACAAUGGUCUGGCCUCGGCCAAGACCUGGAUAUCGAAUGAGAAGGCCAAGCUUCUGGAGUGCGAUGAUGCCUACGGCGAGAAGGCGGACAUUAAGCGAAAGAUCGAAACCCUGGGACAGCUGGCGCAGAACAAACCCCAAGCCAUGAAAUUGAUCAACGAUAUACGUCUGCAAUUCGACAAAGUGAAGCCCACAACCUCCGAGAAGGGUAACGAAGUCCUAGACAAAGAAUUAGAUGAACUGGAGGUCACUCUUAAGUCCCACUUUGAUGACAUCGAGGGCAUAGAAGGAAAACAAAAGGAUGUCCUCGCCCAAUGGGAUAAAUUCGAGAAGACCCUCGAGGAACUGACCAAAUGGUGUCGCAAUGCCGAGGCCGUGUUCCGCGAGCAGCAGCUCCAGUCGACGCUGCACGAGAAGGUCGAACAGUUGGAGAAAUACAAGAUCCAACGCGAAUUGAUUCUCCAGAAGGAGCGAGAGAUCGAUGCCUUUGGCGAUGCCGCCCAUUCGCUGCUCAACAAUUGCGGGGCCGAUCGUUUGAAAACCCUGACCACACAGAUCACGAAUCGUUAUCAAUUGCUGCAGGUGUUGAGCAAGGAAGUGGUCAAUCGUUGGUCGAAUCUCGUGGACGAUCAUCAGUUCUAUCAGGACAAGUAUAAUGAGGUUGAUCUGUGGCUGAAGCCGAUUGAAGUGCAACUGGAGAAGGUGCUGCUCAAGGAUGAGCAGGAGCACAACAUAUUGCAGGUCCUUUUGUCCGAAAAAGAACAGGCAGAGAGUCUCUUCGGUGCACUCAAUGGGGCUGGCGAGAAGGCUUUGCCGGAAACUUCUACUCAGGGACGAGAGAAGAUCAGAAAGGACCUGCGUGACAUACGCGAUCGUUGGGACAAAUUGGACGAGGGCAUACGUAAUCUAGAGAAACGUCAAGAGGCCCAGGGCGUCCAAUUGACCAGCUAUCAGGAUAUCCUCAAUCAAACGGUCAACUGGUUGGAUCAGGUCGAAAAACUACUAAACAAUGAGAGCCCCGCCACGUGGACAAGUGCCCAGGAGAUACGCUCCAAGCUGUACAAAUACAAGGCUACCAACCAGGACAUCAACUCACACAAACGCAUCGUGGAGGCAGUCAACGAGAAGGCAGCUGCCCUGCUGGGAAGCUCUGCCCCACCAAAUGCCGAUGAUAUAGCCCAAGCGGUGACGGAAGUGAACAAACGCUACGAUCAGGUGGGACAGCAGUGUGCCCAGCUGGUCUCCGAUCUGGAUGCAGCUUUUGAGGUCUACCAACAGUUUAGCGAACUCCAAAAGGCCCAACAGGACUACCAGAAGAAUCUGUGGGAUCGUCUUACGGGCUACUCGGAUUACUCCGGCAACAAGGCGGCCCUGCAGGCGCGUCUCCAGAAAAUCAACGAGAUCCAGGACGCCCUGCCCGAAGGUGUGGCCAAACUGAAAUCUUUGGAAGAACACAUCCAGGCAAAUGCCAGCCACAUACCCGCACGAUCAAAGGAGGCCAUGGCCAGGGAUUUGGCCAAUCUACAUGCAGACUUUGAGAAGUUUGGUGCGUCGUUAAGUGAUGUCAAGAGCGGCCUGGAGAACCGUCUCCAGCAAUGGAACGAUUACGAGAUCAAUUUGGAUCGUCUGAUCAAUUGGCUGGGAGAGGCUGAGAAUGCACUGAAGAACUAUAACCUCAAGAACUCAUUCGAAGAAAAGGAGGAACAACUAAAUCGGUUUCAAUCUUUGGCCCAGAGUUUGCGUCAAAACGAAUCAGACUUUGAUAAAAUGAAGGACGAUACCUCGGAGCUGGUGCAGAGCUCAGGCGAGACGAGGAUUGCUGUGAAUGUACAGCAGGUAUCCUCGCGUUUCCAGUCCAUCCAAGCCACAGCCAAGGAGAUCCUGAAGAAGUGCGAGCAAGCUGUCCAGGAUCAUGGCCAUUUCAAUGAUAAAUACAAGCAGUGUGCCAACUGGUUGGCCCAGGCCCAAGGACGAUACGACGACUGCUGUGAUUUGUCCGCCGUGGGAUCCCGCGAUGAUCUAUUGAAGAAACAGAUGGUUAUCCAGGAACUGCUGGCCCAACAGCCCACGGCCACGCAGCUGCUGAACAGCACUGUGGAGCUGGGGGAGAAAUGUUAUGGUUCAACGGCCACCGAGGGUCGCGAGGCCAUACGCAGCCAGCUGGAUGACCUGACGUUCGAUCAACUGUUUGACAACAUUGCCAUUACGGCGAGGAAAAUACAGGAUAAGAUUGCCAAGUGGUCUGGAUUCGAUGAGAUUGCCGACAGCUUAAAGUCCUGGCUGGAGGAGACAGAGAAUGCUUUGCCAGCGGACAUUGAACUGAAGACCACGCUCGACGAAAAGCGCACAAAACUACAGACCUACAGGGAUGUACUCAAUGACAUUAAUAACCAUCAAGUGGAGGUGGGCAAUCUGCAAGAGAUUGCCGCAAAUCUGCCCGAGAAAACAGAGCAUGUUGAUGGAAUCCUUAAGGAUAUAGCCGAACGCUUCGGGAAGCUACAGAAGCGCGGGCAAUCCUUUGUGGAGCGCUAUGAGGGCAUCGUGAGUGCCCAUCAGCAGUACUCGAAGGCGGUAAUGGAUGCCCAGGAGUUCAUUGAUGCCACCCUCAAUACGGUUCAUUAUUGGGGUGAUUUGGACCUGGAGCAGAUCUCCCUGCACACGAAUCUGGAUCGUUUGAAGAACCUCAAGGCCAGUCUGGCCGAUGAGUUUCCUCGCGUGGAUCAAGUGCGUGCUUUGGGCGAGAAAGUCAUCCCCGGUACCGUGGAUGUGGGUCAAGUGAAUAUCAAGUCCCAGAUCGAUACAACGCAACAGGAAUGGGAGGGUCUCCUUGCCGCCAUUGGCUCCACCAUCGAGGGUAUAGAGUCGCGUCUCCAACACUGGUCGGAAUACGAACAGUUGAGGGAUCAGUGUCUCGCGUGGAUACGCGAUACCGACAACAAUCUCCAUGCCAUUGAUCUGAAGGAAGAUCUGCCCAAGAAGCGCACACAAUUGGAUGCUCUGAAGGCACUCCAAGGCGAUGUGAGGGCCAAGGAAUUGGAGGUGGAUAAUGUCACAGAGAAGGCACAGACUCUCCUGAAGGGCCACCGGUCUUCGGGUCCCGAAUUGGUCGCGAAAUACCAGCAGAUCUUCCACAAGGUGAAGGAACUGAACAAUCGCUGGCAGCAAUAUGUUUCCACACACGAGGACUUCGAUAAUUCCUUAAACGAUUGUACGUCCUGGAUCAAUGACAUCAAGGAGAAGCUCGACUACUGCUCGGACAUGUCGUCGAUGAGCCAAAAAGAACUGGACAAGAAACUGGCCACCAUUCAGGAUGUCAUACUCCUCAAGGAUGAGGGUUCUGCGCGUGUCUUGAAGAUCUUGGAACAGGCCCAACAUGUCCUGGCCAAUACAGCGCCAGCGGGCCAUGAGGCCAUCAACAGGGACCUCACCGAUCUACAGGACCUGUGGUCUGGCAUUGCCCUGCGCAUAAUGGACGUGAAAUCGAAUCUGGACGACUCGAUAACCCAAUGGUCGGGCUUCCUCGAUCAAGUGCAGAAUGUGCGCAAGUUCAACGAAUGGUUGGAGGCUCUCUUGAAGGAAUUGCUGGAGAAUCAGACCACAAUGACGGAAAAGCGAGCACAGCUCGAUCGCGUCAAGUCCACGGAGGAGAAGGUGCGCGUGGAGAAGAUCGAUGUGGACGCACUGAAGGUACAGGCCAAGGAAAUGAUUGCCAGCGGGCAGCAGAGUCAGGCGGCCUACCAGGCCCAGAAGGUGUUGGACAACUUCGAUGAAUUGUUUGGGAAGACACAAAAGCUGCUGUCGGACCGUCAGGAUCAGUACAGGGAUCAUCGUUUGUUCAAGGAGGCAUACGAUGAUCUCGUUAGCUGGAUAGGUCGCGCCCGGGAGAAGUUCCCCGCCCUGAAACAGAGCAGCUUGAGCGACAAACUGGCCAUUGAGAAUGCUGUCCAGGCUACAGAAGCCCUGCUCAAUAAGCAGGCCCAAGGGGAACUGUUGGUCGAGCAUCUAGUGCACACGGGCGAAGUGGUGCUCGCGAGUACCUCCACGCAGGGACAGGAGAUCAUACGGAAUGAUAUACGCGCCCUGCGCGACAGCUUUGAGAGUCUGUUCCGUGAGAUCAAUCAGCAGAAGGAGAACCUAGAGGUCACCAUGGUUCAGUGGCGUGCCUACAAAGAGGAGUACGAACGUCUCAUGGAAUGGCUGCAGCAGAUUGAUAUACUGGUGAAGAAUCACAAGCUCAAUCUGUGUCCCAAUCUGCCGGACAAGGAGAAGCAGGUCGCAGACAUGAAGGAUGUGAUGUCGCGACUGGAGAAGGGCAAAGAAGAUAUUGAUCGAUUCAAUGCCUCGGCUUCCAGUCUCCUCAAGUCCCACCUGGAUACUUAUGUGAACAAUCAACUGCGGCACCUGAGCUCUGUCUAUCAGGUCCAAGUAAAUCUGGCCAAGGAUGUGCUGAAAAAGGUCGAAACGAACCGCGAUCAGCAUCGUGAAUACGACUGCAACAUGCAGUCGGCCAAGGACUGGAUAGCCCAUGCCAAGACGGCCAUUCAGUCGGCCGGCGAUGGUGCUGGCUCCAAGGAGGCCCUCCAGCGCCGCCUCGAACAGAUUCAGGACCUGAUACGCAACCGGGAAGUGGGUCAAAAUCUGGUCCACACGGCCAUCAAUAAUGGUGAAAAGAUUAUUCGCAAUACGCGCUCGGAUGGCAGGGAUGCGAUCAACAGCGAAAUGAAGGAGCUGCAAACGGAAUGGGACAGACUCGUGAAGAAAAUGUCCAAUGCCAAGGUCCAACUGGAGACGAACCUGCUGCAGUGGGCGGACUACAGCUCCAGCUACACGCAGCUGCAGCAAUGGAUCACCGACAGGGAGGCGAAGCUCCAGCAGGCCUGCGAGCAGAAGAUUGUCAAAUCAAAGCGGGGACAACCGGGUCUUAGUAGUGGCCUGAGCGAGCGCAAGGCCAAUCUCCGACAGACGAACAACAUUGUCCAGGAUAUUGUGUCCUUCGAGCCGAUGAUCCAGUCGGUCGCGUCCAAGGCUUCCGAUUUGCAGCAAGGAGCCCCAGCCACAGAGAUAUCCGACAAGUACGAGAAUCUCACAAAGCAAGCCAAGGAUCUGUAUGAGAAGCAGAAGACAACCAUCGAGAGCUACCAGUCGCUGAUCGAUGCUGGCAAUGACUUUGCCACAUGGCUGCGCAAUGCCAAGGAGCGGCUAAGCAAGUGCUCCGAGCCGACAGGCGACAAGCAGGCGCUCGCCGAGAAGACCCACCAGCUGAAGAUCCUCCAGGGCGAAGUGCCCGAGGGUGCGCAGAAGCUAAAGAAUGCCCUGGAGCAGGGCGAGAUUGCCUGCCGCAGUGCGGAGCCCGAGGAUUGUGAGAUCAUAGAGCAGGAGGUGGCCCUACUCCAAGAGGAGUUCGAUGCCUAUGUGGAGGCCUUGAACAAGGCCAAGGACUACCUGGAGGUGGGAAUUGUUAAGUGGUCCGACUACCAGGAUCAGUACACCGAAGCCCUCGAGUGGCUGAGCAAAACAGAGGCUCUGGUACAGUCCUACAACAAGUUGCAGGAUAGCCUCACACAAAAGAAGGUCGUCCUCGAGCAAUUCCAGGGACAUUUGCAGACCCUCUUCGACUGGCAAAAGACCCUCGAUCAUUUGAAUAUGAAAGCCCAAGUGCUGCUGGAGACCUGCUCCGAUACGCGCAUCAGCAAUGCCAUCAUGCAGCUGACGACCAAAUACAACGCCCUGUUGACCCUGGCCAAGGAGGUGAUGCGUCGCCUGGAGAUGCACUACCAGGAGCAUCAACAGCAUCACUCCCUCUACGAGGAGUGCCAGUCGUGGAUCGAGAACACGCGCGAGAAGCUAGCCGACUGCGAGCACAUACCCAGCACCCUGAAUGAAGUCCAGAUCAAACUGAACACCGUCAAGAAUCUCCGCCAAGGCUUCGAGACGGGUCAGAACAAGCUGCGGUAUCUGCUGGAGCUCAAAGAAAAGGUGAUCAUGAACACGGAACAGAAUGGUGCGGCCAAGAUUCAAGAAGACACCGAGGCCCUCAAGCAGGACUUUGAUAAACUGCUGGUGGAUCUCAACGAUGUGCGCCAGAAGUUGGCCAACCGGCUGGCCCAGCUGGAGGAGAUCUUCAAGCUGUACAAGAUCCUCAUCGAGUGGCUGGACGAGACCGAGCCCAGUGUCAAGGCCAGCGAUGAGUAUCUCAAUGAUUUGAGCGAGAAACGCGCUGCCCUCGAGAAAUUCCGCGUCAUCCAGCGUGAUAUCAACGGACACAACGACAUUGUGGAGAAGAUCAAUCUGCGUUUGCGUGAGGACAAUAGCCUGGAUGUCAACGACUUCCAGCCGGGUCUCGGCAAAUUCGAGAAUCUUCAAGGGGAGGUCAACAAGAUCAUAGAGUCCCUGGAGAACCAGGUCAACAGCCACGAGAAGUACAAGCAGGCCUACAAUGAGCUGCAGGACUGGCUGCGUCGCACUCGCAUCGAUGUGGAGCAAUGCGCCGACUGCCAUGGCGAAAAGGAUCAGGUGGAGAGUCGUCUUAAUCGAUUGGGUGACAUACAGGCCACCUCUCUGGAGGGCAAAUCCCUGCUGGAUGCCUGCGAGGAGCUCAGUCAAGCGGUCAUAGCCACCAGCGGCCGCGAGGGUCAGGACAAUGUGGCGCAGGAGAUCAAACACUUGACUGCCGAAUGGGAGACCCUCCAGGCAAUGUCGCGUGAUGCGCGCAGCAGUCUGGAGACCUGCCUCAAUGCCUGGCAGACCUUCCUGCAGAAGUUCAACAAAAUCAAUCUGUGGAUCGAGACGAUGAGCAAGCGCGUUACCAAAUCACAGGAAGCCGAAAACAAAACAACCGAAGAUUUGGUUAAUGCCAAGAAAUUACUCGAGGAAGUGCUCGCCGAGAAGGACAAUGUCGAGGAUUUGAACGACAACUGCGAGCUCUUGAUGGAGCAGAGUGCCUGUACACGGAUACGCGAUCAAACUAUUGAAACGCAGGCCAAUUACACCAAACUAUUGACCUCUGCCCAGGGCCUGGUGGCCAAGAUCGAGAAGAAUCUGUCGGACCACACAGAGUUCCUGAACUACAAGAAGGAAAUGGAUGGUUGGAUAGAGAAGGCACAGCAAGUUCUCAACGAUUGCAGUACCGAUGGGGAUGCUUCGAUCAUAGCCCAGAAAUUGGAUACAGUCAAUUCUCUGACUUCUCGUCUGCCCGAGGGUCAGCAUUUGUUGGCCUUGGUGCAAGAUGCCUACUCGAAGGCCUCCAACAUCACGCCCGAGGACAAGCAGGAGAAACUGCGCGAACUGAUGACCAAAGUGCGCGAGGACUGGGAUGCCUUGGGUCUGGCUGUCAAGCAGAAGUUGAGCGACCUGAAGCAAGCCCAGAAUCGCUGGAGCGACUUUGCCGCCAACAAGGAAAAGCUCGAGAAGUGGCUAAGCGAGACAGAGAAGACGCUGAAGGCGGCGCCCGAGACCAAGGGAGAGCUUAGCGAAAUGAAGACUCUUCUCGAGCGCUACAAGACGUUGGGCAAUGAGCUGAAGCAGAAGGGCAAUGAUCUGGAGCAGCUGCAGUCGGAGGCCCGGGAGUUGGGCACCGAAGUGGAUGCCGUCAAUCGUUUGCAGUCGCGUUGCGACAAGCUAAAGAACGAUUGCUCGUCGCACAUUAAGGCUCUCGAGCAGGAGAUGCUCGACUACAAUGCGUACCAUCAGAGUUUGCAGGAUGUGGAGAAGUGGCUGCUGCAGAUCUCCUUCCAGCUGAUGGCCCACAAUUCGCUGUUUAUCUCGAAUCGCGAACAGACCCAGGAGCAGAUCAAACAGCACGAGGCUUUGCUCUCUGAAAUUCAGAAGUAUCAGACCAAUCUGGAUGACCUGAAUGCCAAGGGUCAGGCGCAGAUUAAACGCUAUGAAUCCACCACUCCAGCCAUCCGUCCCACGGUCGAGUCGCAGCUGAAGAACAUCCAGGACAGCUACAACUCCCUGCUGCAGACCUCAGUGCAGAUCAAGAAUCGCCUGCUGGAAUCACUGGCAAAGUUCCAGGAGUACGAGGAUACCCUCGACAGCAUCAUGCGGAAUCUGGAGGCCUACGAGCCGAUCAUUCAGACCGAACUGGAUGCACCGGCGACCAGCUUGGAACUGGCCCAGAAUCAACUCAGGUGCGCCCAGGAAAUGCAACACAAGUUGAACAACGAAAAGUCCCGACUGGCAGCCGCCGUGCAGGCCUGUGAAGCCGCCACUGCCUCGAUUAGUCGUCCCAGCUCUCCGCUGGAGACAGCCAUGCAGGCCAUACCCGAACGUGAAUUGAUUGUGCGCGCCAAGCUUGAAGAUCUGCUGGAUCAGCAACCGCCGCAAAAGACUCGGAGCUCAACCGACGAUAUCGAUGAAGAUGAUGAUGAGAUCCAAGUUGAGCUCAGCGAUGUCCAUGAGGCGCGUUUGGAUCCGAUUGCCCAUGAGCGUGUCAGCAACUAUCGUCGCAUAGUUCGCCUGAAUAGUGCCCAUGUGAGCAAGCUGCACGAACUCGUCGCCAAGGUGCAAUCCCAUUUGGGUGGUUUGACUGCAUCCGUUGGCGAAUUGGAGCAACAGCAGAAGCAGCGCGCCGAGCUGCAGGAUUGGGUUAAGAAGCAACAGAGCUCCGUCUCCGACUGGUCGAUGCGUCCAAGCAAACUCCGUCCCGAGGCGGCACAACAGGAGCUUGUGGCGAUGAAUGAUCUAUUGAAUUCCAUUGGCGAUAAACGCUCGCAAUUGAUGCUGGAAAUGACUGGAUCAUUGGGCGAUGAGGACACAGAUUUGGAUGACAAUAUCGACAAGCUGGAAUCGGAGCUAAUGGAUGCCAUUGCCAAGAAGCAGGCGGGCCAGAAUGUCAUCGAUGGCUACCGCCAGGGCAUGCAGGAUGUCCAAAAUUGGUUCGACACACUCAUCAAGCGCAUGGAUGUCCUGGAUCGCGGAUCGGGCCUGAAUUGUGCCCAAAAGACGGCCGCCAUUAAUGAGAUCAAAAACGAAUACGAACUCCAGGGUCAUCCCAAGAUCCAGGAGCUCAAGGGCAAAGCCGCACAGGUGGCAGAGGUUAUCAGCAAUCUAGAUGGCCAGCAGGUCGAAGAGCAAAUGAAAUCUCUGGAUCGUCGCUUUGCCGAUCUCGGCAAGCGUAUCGAUCGCAAGGCCCAGCUCCUGGAUGUCACCAACAAGGGUGUGGAUGGAGCCAAGGGUGAGAUUGACCAGCUCCAGAAUUGGGUGAAGCAACAGAUCGAAGAGCUGCAGGCCCCCACUCCUCUGGGAUACACACCCAAGGAUGCCGAGGCGCGUCAGCAGAAGAUCAAGAGCCUGAUGAAGGAUGCCGAAGCAAAGCAAUCCCUGGCUGAUGUCCUCGAGAAGCGCAUUGCCAAUAUGCAGCCGGAAUUGGAGCCAGCAGAGUACUCCCAACUGGAGUCUGCUCUGAGGAACCUCAACACGGAGAAUCGUAAUCUGGCUGGCGUUCUAAAGGCCGAACUGGAUCGCGCUCUGGAGGCUAGCAAGGCACGAAAGGGCCUGGAAAACGAUCUGGACAAGGCCCGUCAAUGGCUCAAGACAAAGAUCUCGGAGGUGCGCAAGCUACCCGUCUAUCAUCCAUUGACCUCUGGAGAGAUUGAGAAGAAACUGCAGGAGAACAAAAAAUACGACGAUGAUGCCAAACAGUUUAACGACAGUGUACUCAGCGAUGUCCAACGUCAGGCAGCAAACAUCAUGAAGGAUUGCGAUGACGGGGACAAGGCUGCCCUACAGCAGAUCCUCGACGAAAUAGCCGCCGACUAUCAGACCCUGAAGGACGAGAGCAGCAAGCGAGGCAAAUCUUUGGACGAUCUGCUCCAGGGACGCAAGGCCUUCGAAGACUCGAUGAAGAAGAUGGGCGACUGGCUGAACGAAAUGGAAACGGCCACCGAAGGUGAGCUAAGGACCACCAGUUUGCCUGUCCUGGAAGAGCAGCUGGCGCACUACAAGAAGCUGCUACAGAAUGCCGAGAAUAUGGGCGGCCUCUGCAACGAUGUAUCCGAGCAGGGCAAGAGUAUCUUGCCAACCCUAAGCAAUGCCGAUAAACUCAAACUAAACGAUGACAUUAAGAACAUGAAGGACCGCUAUGGACGUGUAAAGAAUACCAUCGAUGAUAGGGUUAAUGCCUUGGGCGACCAUAUCAAGAAGUACAAGGAUGCCAAGAGUCGUUUGGCCGAUUGCAGCCAGUUCCUGAGCACCAUUCAGCAGCGCAUGCGUGAGCUGAAUCGCCCGAUUGGCUCGAGGAUCGAGGAUGUCCAGGAUCUGUUGGGUGCCUACGAGGGUAUACUCAAGGAACUGAAGGACAGCAAGAGCAAGAUGGGUGACAUGCAGAUGGACGAUCUGCCUGAAUUGCAGAGCAUUUUGGCCCAACAGGAUGAUAUGAUCAAGCUGAUUGAAGAUCAGUUGGCCCAUCUCCGGCAGCUUUUGCUGCUUCGCGAACAGUUUAUUGCGCUGAUCAAUGAGAUCAUAUCCUUUAUCAUGAAGUACACCGAUGUGAUCAUUGACAUUGAGAACUCCCCCGACAGCCUGGAGGAUAAGAUCAACAAGUAUGACGAUGUGAUUGUCAAGAUUCAAGAGUGCGAGGGUGUCCUGGCUUCGGCCAACGACAAGGGCCAGAAAAUCGCCUCCGAGGGCAAUGCUGCCGACAAGAACAGCAUCACCGAGCAGCUGCAGUCUCUGAAAAACCAACUGCAGAAUCUCCGCAAGGCCGUGGAGUCACAGCGACAGAAGCAUCAGCUUCAGCUGGAGUCCCACAAGAAGAUGGGCGCGGAGCUAAGCGAGAUUCUCGACUGGCUGCACAGCCAUGAGGGCGCGGCGAAGUCCCGUCCCCUGCUCGAUCGUGAUCCAGAGUCGGUGGAGCGUGAGCUGCAGAAACACCAGAGCCUCAGCCAGGACAUUGACGCCCAUCUGCAGAAGUUCAACAAGAUUAACGAUGGCGUAAAGACGGAAAUCGGAAUGCCCAGCUCUCUGCUGGAAAUGCUUUCCGAGGGUCGUUCCCUGGUGGCCUCCCUGCCGCACGAGCUCGAGGAGCGCGAGAAGUAUCUGAAGAACAACCGCGACUCCCGGCUGGAGUACAUGCAACUGGUGGCCAAAUUCAACGACUGGGUCCACGAGGCUGAGCUGCGUCUGCAGAACAGCCAGCAUGGCAUCGACUAUGAGCAUCUGGUCCACGACCUGGACGAGCACAAGAUCUUCUUUGGCAACGAGGCACCCAUCCGCAAUCUGGUGCACAAGCAGAUCCAAGAGGCAGCCGACAAGAUCUGGUCGUCGCUCAACAACUACGAGCAGUCGGAGUUAUCUUCCGAAUUGGCCCAGUUCCAGAACAAACUGACCAACACCCUGGCCAAUGCCAAGACCCAGCAGAGCGAACUGGAGCAGGAGGCCGAACGCUGGCGCGAAUAUCAGCAAUCGAUUGACCGCGUCAAGGCCACCAUUGAGCGCACCAAAUUCAGCGAUGAACCCGUACAGAAUUUGGCCGGAGUGCACUUUAACAUACAGAAGCUGUCGCAUGCCAUUGGAAAUGUUCAGAGUCAAAGCAGCGACCUUUCUCUGGUUAACCAACAAUCGCAGGCCCUCAUACGCCAGGCGGACGCACGCAAUCGCCAAUUGAUUGAGAAGGAUAACGGUGACCUGAAUCGCUUGUGGCAGGAACUGGUACGCAGUCUCGAGCAGCGUCGCGAUAACCUGCAACAGUUGGCCGAGCACUGGGAUAGCUUUGAGAACAGCUUGCACGGCUGGGAGAAGGCAUUAGGUCGACUAGAGGAUAAGUUCCGCAAUGUCGAUCCAACUGUAAGAUCCCGACGUCAUUUGGAAGAUACAAAGAAUGCCAUUCAGGAAUUACGUGAAGAAUCAAAUCAACUUAAAUCAUCACAUAAAGAAAUCGAGACUCUCUCAAAAUCCAUCCUCACAUUCCUUGGGGAAGUACACAAACCCUCGGCGGAGGCCAUACAGGCCAAAGUGGAUAAGUUAGUUGAACAGCAGGCCAAAUUGAACGACACGCUACGCGAGAAGGAGCAACAGGUUAGCCAGGAUCUCGACGAGAUCGAGCAAGUCUUCCGUCACAUUUCGCAGCUGCAGGACAAGUUGAACGCCUUGAACGAUCAACUGCAAUCGAUACACGUCUACGACGAGCACAUUGCCCAAACGGAACAGGCCCUGAUCACCCUCAACAGCCAGGUGCAGCAGGCGGCCGAGGAGAGUCGUUUGCUGGUUAGCCAGACAACGGCCAAAUAUCAGGCCAAGCAGAAUCUACUGCCCAGCGACAUUGCCCAGGAGUUUACCGCUCUUGAGUUGCUUUCGGAACGUGUACAGGUGACGAUGGAGACCAAAGAGAAGGAUUUCAAGCGUGCCAAGACCGUGCGCACCGAGUAUGUGGCCGGUGUGGAUGAGAUCCAGCGCUGGCUGCUGCAGGCCGAAGUGCAGGUGCAGGAGCGCACCCUGAGUCCCACACAGAUGAAGGAGCUGCUGCAGCGCAUCAAUCAUGAGAUCACCGCCAUAUACGAACGCUUCACCCUGGUCAAGACCAACGGCCAGCUGAUUAUCGAGAAUUGCCGCAACAGUGAGGAGAAGACACUGGUGCAGACGACCAUCGAUCAGUUGGCCGCUUCCCUGGCCCAAGUUCGGGGCUGGUUGGACGAGAAGAAGCAGGCGGUGGGCGAUAGCCUGGAUGCUUGGACGAGAUUCAUGAAUCUGUAUCAGAUUGUCAUGUCCUGGGCGGCGGAGAAGCGUACGUUUAUCGACCAGUCGAUCGACUUGCGCACCCUGCCCGAGGCCAGGAACAAACUGAACGACUAUGUGGCGGCUGUGAAGAGUAUUAAACCGAUUGUCAAGCAUUUGAGCGAAAUGGAUAAGGAACUGGAACACAUUGGCCAAGUGACGACUGUGGGCGAUCUCAAGGAUAAACUGCAGGAGGCCGAGGAUGCGAAGAUAACCGUGGAAGCGGUGCUGCUGGAGAGGAACUCUCUGCUGCAAGAGGCCUGCGAGGAAUGGGAUCAAUGCGAACGCAAAAUCAAGGACAUACGCGCCUGGCACGAGAAGACCAAACAGGGCCUGGACUCGUCGCAGCAGCAGAAGAAACCGCUGCGCGAUCAGCUUGGGUUCUGUGAGAAGACCCUGGCCGAUAUAAAUGUGCAAAAAACAAAACUGAGACUGUCUAUCGAGAAGCUGGAGGUUCACUUCCGCAAUGGCAUGGGUGGUGAUCCACGCCUUAGCGAGAAUGUUGACGAUCUGGUGCGCGUGCUCGAUGGCUUGGGUGAAUUGGUGAAGGCCAAGUCCCAGAGCCUCGAACAGACGCUCGCCCAGAUCGAUGUCUACCAGCAGCAGAUGCAAACGCUGCGGCAGCGCAUCAUCCAGGAGGAGCAACAGCUGCGUCUGGUGAUGGCGCCCACCUACUUGCCACACGAUCGUGAGCGAGCAUUAGCCGAUCAACAGGCAAUGCGGGAAUCAAUCGAUGGCAUGCAGCAGAUCUACGAUGCAACCGCCAGAAAGUCCUAUGCUCUGGAUCCCCAUUCAGUGGUAACCACUUCAUCGACUGUGUCGUUGCUUAUGAAGCCAACGGCCGUAGGUUUGACCUAUGCUGAAGUGUUAUCGGGACAAACGAGUCCGGUAAGCGGUAAUGAGACGACCCAAACAGCAGCCCCAACGAGAAAACCCAGACAAGAACGAGUAUCCUCCCCAGCUACGACACAAACAACAACAACGACAACGAACUGGCAAGAACAACAACACCACCAAGAAACGACAAACAAUCAGACAACAAUUACAACAACCAUUACGACUACGACAACAUCCACGACUUUAAAACGUACGCACGACGAAGACCAGAUCGAACUGCACGGAGGCGGUAUAACCACUGCGAUCUAUGAGAGCAGAGAUCUGGUUCAGGUUCCCCCCCAACAGGUUACACCAACGCCACCAAUCGAGAGUUAUGUGGAGUCCAUCGAGAUCAGCAACAGCAGCAGCAGCAGUAGCACGGCACAACAGCAACAAGUUCCUAACCAACCUCAGACUCAACCUCAAUCAUCCACCACCAACCCCAUCAUCAGUCAACAGUUCAUUGACAGCGAACAGCAAUAUCAUGUGAAAACGGGUAAGAAUCUACAACCUCCCAAUCGGCCAGAACGUCGCGGACGUUCGCCGAGACGUCGACGAGAGCCACCUACAAUCCAACAGGAUCAGCAACAGCAGCACCAGCACCAACAGGAGCAGCUCUUCUUGCCAUUGGACGAUCGUACCCGAUCGAGUAGCCCCAUGUGGGUGCCCGGUUCGACGUCCUAUGCGGAGGUAUUGCGCGGGCUGGAACUGGAGCGUCUCAAGCAGCAGGCAGCCGAGCAAAUGGCCGCCCAAGGCGUCCAGAGUCAUACGGCGGAUCUCACCAUACAGGAUGUGGUGGAUGCCAGUGCCGCCGUAGCGGCCAGCAUGUAUGUCCCCGAAGCAGAGCCAGAAAUUAUCGAGGAACCAACAACACACCAGCAAUAUAUCAGCGAAGUCAAUCCAGAACAUGUCUAUGUUCCUACCCAACAACAGCAGCAGCAACUGCCACAACUUGUAGAAAGUGCCAACAAUUACGAGGUGCCCAUGACAGCGGAGGAGAUUGCCGCCACUUACUUGCAGCCCGAUCCACAGCUGUAUCAAACGAUGUAUGAGAAUGUGGCCGAUAGUGGCCAGUGGGGCUAUGUGGCGAAUGCCAGUACAGUGCCCCAGCAGGAGCAGCAGCAGCAGCAACCGCAGAACUACUAUGAACAAAUCCUGCAGAUGCAAUAUCCCCUGCAAUACCAGACCGUGGCAGUACAGCCGGCGACAACACAGUUUCAACUGCUGCCCGGCUACUACCAACCCAUAGCCACAACCGACACUUACUCAACGCUCUAUCCCACAGAGCCAUCGCAGAUUUACUUUACCCAACCGACGGUAGAGUAUUCGCAGGAGUAUCAAACGCAGCAACAACCUCAGCCUCAGCAGGAAAUAACCAACCAAACCGUAGUCUAUCAACCGGAGACGGUAGAGCAGACCUAUCUGCUAGAUCCCUACAGUGUACAGGAAUCGACGACAGGUAACAGCGUGCUGGAUCGCGUUGUCACCACACUCGCUUCGAUGGUGCAACAGAGCACGGAACCAUUGACCACCAGUACGCAGCAGAUUCAGCCCACUGUGGUACAGAUCGAACCCGAAGAAGACCCCCAGUAUUAUAUCGAAGAGAAUGUGCAAAUACUGAGGUCAGUGGAGCCACAGGAGUUUGAGGUUGACGAGCCACGACCAGACAUUACCUUUGGGCAGUUUGAGAUGGAUGCCAUUGAGACGAUACCCGUUGAUGUGCAACCACAGCCGCAAGUGCAGGCCCAGCCUCAAGUCCAACCGCAACAGCAAUCCACUGUCGUAACGACAACAAGCUAUGUUCAAGAAACUGUUGUCUCAGAACAGACGACGGAACAGCCAACUGUGAUAACUCAGCAGGUCCAGACUCGAUCAGAAGUCCCCGAAACGACCCCAGCGACCACAGUCACUGUGCGUCCCCAAGCCCAACGUGUACAGCAGCCAACCCAGCCACAGGAUAUCAGUGCCGGUAGUACUUAUGCCGAAGUCCUGUUCGGUCUACAGCACAAAGAACUGCAACAGCAAUCAGUUUUCCAGCCAUCCAGUCAGCAGCUACAGCAGAUACCCGUACGCUUAUCGCCGCCAACACAACGCAGAGCAGCAGCUGAACACACAACCAAUACGAAGCAUACAACAGUUACUACCACAACGAUUACCAACUCAAGAAGAUCGCCAACUUGGGAGCGCAGGGACGAUAAUAUUGAGUCGAGGACAUCGCGCCCAAAGCGAGUGCGACAUGAAACGCAUCCCGAACCAUUGCCGAUCAAGGUGAGCACCCGUAAGGAUACCAAAUCGAGCAAGAAGCACAGAUCUCCGGAGAGCAAUGGUGUGGAAAGCACGAAAGUGGUGCAAGAAGUGGUUGAAGAACCCACCAAACAGCCAGAGCCAAAGCCAAGAAAGUCAAAGAAAUCGAAAAAGACAACCGACAAUGCAACAAUUGUGGAUGUAGUCCAGUUGGUGGAGCCCAAAGUAGAAGCACCAAUGGUGUCCAAUAAGGAGAAAAAUCAGAAUUCCCCCAGUCUGGAGAAAAAGCAAUCCUCUCCUGUUCCUAAGAAGGAAUCACCUGCUGUGGAGCGAAAGCGGAACUCUCCUAUAGCAAGCCGAAAGAUAGCAUCACCUGUUCUGGAGAGAAAGCAAACCGUGGUAGAGACUACUGUUACCGCCACCCAAACGGUUGACCCUGUUGUGUUGGAGGUCAGUUUAGCUCCUGAGCGAACAUCAAAGAAGGAAAAGAAGCAAACCGCUAAACCAGUAGCGGAAAAGGCUCACAUCAGCAAGCAAUCUGGAGAACCAGUCAAGGAAAAGGCAACUGUAAAGUCCGAAGUGGUUGAAGUGAAGGAGGAAGUUGAAACUGUCGUAGCUAAAAAGGAUGUUCCAGCUCCAGUUGCGCCCUCCCGGAAGGAAAAGAAACAGUCAAAGACGACAGUGGAGAAGGUUGUCAUCAGCAGCACCAAAUCUGUAGAACCAAUCAUCGAAAAGGAUAUUGUGGAAACAGUCAUCGAACAGAAGAUUGUGGAACCAAUCCUCGAAAAGGAUAUUGUCGAAACAGUCAUUGAAAAGGAGAUUGUGGAACCAGUCAUCGAACAGAAGAUUGUGAAACCAGUCAUCGAAAAGGAAAUUGUGGAAACAGUCAUCGAAAAGGAGAUUCUGGAACCAGUCAUUGAAAAGGAGAUCGUCGCACCAGCUGUGAUUGAAACCAAGGAGCAAAUCGAAGGCCUGAAGAGCCACAUCGAAGCAGGACAAUCUACGCUUUCGAAGAGGGAAAAGAAACAGACUAAAACAGUUGUGGAGACUACAGUUAUCAGUACCAAGACAAUUGAGCCAGCUACGGAGUCGGAAUCUCUCACAGGGAAGAUUGCUGAAGCGAAAAUGAUUACGGAGAAAAUUGAAUCGGAACCAGUCAAAGCGAAGGAGAUUGUAGAGCCGGAGCCCGUUGCUGAGAAGAAAAUUGAUGAGCCUGAAGUUACAGCUUCGACACCCACAAAGAAGGACAGAAAACGUUCCAAGAAGGAGGACAAACCUGAAACUAUCUCUAAGAUAGAGGUAGCCGUUGAUCCGGUGGAGGAUGUUCCAGUGAUUGUUGAUUCAAAAACCACAACAGAGACUGUUACGGUAGUCACUGAAAGCAAUGUUGUGGCCGAACCCAAAGUUAAGUUUGAGGAAACAGUUCAGAAAACGGUUGAAAUACCAAUUCCAGAAGUUAUACCUGCAGUAACAGCACCUGAGCCAGUAAUUGAACCCGUAAUAGUGGCUAGAACGGUGUCAGAGCCCGUGGAAAUUCCCUCACAGGAUUUAAUUACAACCACAGAAACGCUGACAGAAGCCCUGAAUGGUAGUCCAGUAUUGCAGGAGAGUACGUCCGUAAGUCCCGGCUCUACGGAAAUCAGUGAGACCAUUACUGAGGGCGAACCUGUAGUCACGAUAUCGACCAACACAAUAUCAACGGAAAGUGGAACCACAACCAUCACCACGCGUACAAUAACCAAACACAUAACAAAGCGUAUAGUCAAGCGCAUUGUGGAUGGUAAAGAGGAGAUUGUCGAGGAAGAUGUUAUUGAUGAUUUGCCCGAGGAGAAUAUCUCCGUGCAGCAGUUCAAUCUGCCGACAAUUGAAACCACAAGUAGCGAGGUGCCCGUUGAUGUGACUGGACUCUUGACCACACAGGAUACCAUCGUGCAACAGGGAUCGAUAACCAAGACGACGAUUACCAAGACAAAACGCAUACUAAAGCGUAUCACCGAGGACGGGGAGGAAAUUGUUGAGGAGGUCUUUGAGGAUGAACCAGAAGUGGAGAGAGAUGUUACGCUGCUGCCAACGACAGUGGUAACCUCUUCGUUUACCACAACGGAGGAGAAACAGCAUCAAUCUAACAUUGAGGAGGCUGCCCAGAACGUGGUUGCGGAAGUCAUCAAACAAGCCGAAGCGAUAACCCAACCGGAAGAGCCGGAAACAACGAAGGAAGUUGCGGAGGAACCGCAGCAAAAGAAGCCCCAAAAGCCUUCCCGUAAGGACAAGAAGAAACACAAGAAAUCGGAAAGCGAAGCCCCCACACCCAUUGUCCAAAAGAUAGCCGAAGUUAUCGAGCCACAGCCACAACAAGAAAUCACAGAGCCCCUGAACAUAACAAGUGCAAUUACUAAGGAUGAGAGACAAACGCUGUCAUCGGAAGGAUCUGCUGUCAAUAGUGAUGAUGGCAGCAGCCUCAUCAAGACGACUGUCAUUCGUACAACCAAAAUCGUCAAGAAAAUCAGCAGCAGUCAGCAAGAUAGUCAGGAUAUGUCAUCUUCCACGCACUCGGACGUCCAAUCCCUGGGCUCCUUUGACCUGGCCGAAGAAGCUGUCGAACAGAUCGAACCGAAGAUUGAGAAAUCCGAGACGAACAGUCGCGAAAUAAGCGAUGAGGGUGUGGUCAAGACAACUAAAACCACAACCACUCGGACCAUCAAAAGCCCAAAAACCGAGGAAGUACCCGUUGAAGCUACAUGGGAAGUGCCAACUGAAGAGGAGCCUGCAGUCGCCUCUCGUUCGGAGAUCGAGGAGCCUGCCGAGGGUGGUGUAGUGAAAACCACCACUGUGCGCACUACGAAAAUCGUGAAGAAGAUUUCCCAGGAGAAUGAAAAUAUAAGCGAGACAAGCAGUGAAGCCGAGACUUCUCUGGACUUCAUUCAGGAUGCUCCCCUAGUGGCUGAAUCCGUGACCACGGAAUCCAACAGUGAGGGCAUCACAAAGACCACAACUACACGAACCACAAAGGCUGUAAAUAAGAGUGUAGAUGAAGAAGCUCCUGUUGCUCCGGAAGAUAAGUGGCUGACCACAUCAACAGCUAUUCCUAACGUGCCGGAUUCGACUGAAAUAAAGACAACCAUUCUAGAUUUUAUUUCUGCAGAACAGAACGCAACACAAACGAUUCCAGAACCGGAACAACUCAUUGUAGAAUCCUCUGAAGUUGCAGCUCCAAUUUCAGAACAACCUCAACAUGGAAAUGGUAUAGUUCAGGAAAUACUGGUGUCAGAGCCAGAUAACUCCGGGGUUGGUGAUGUUGUCAAGACAACAAUUACGCGAACAACGAAAAUUGUCAAGAAAAUAUCGCAAAGUAGCGAAGAACAAAGCGUUAGUGAGAUCGUUGAAGCUCCAGAAUCGGAUCAAGCGCUGCCUGUUGCUCAAGAGGAGACGAUAGGUGGUGGUGUAACCAAAACGACAACCGUGCGUACGACAAAGAUCGUGAAGAAGCUCAACGAAGAUGGUGAAACCACCAAAGAGGAGAGCAGCAGCACUACCAGUGAGCCUCCCGUCACAGUCCGUGAAUCAUCGCCAACGAUUUCAGAGAUUCCCAGUGAAACCUCCACCACAUCUAGUCAAAUCGAUGGAGCGAUUAUCAAGACCACAACGAUACGCACGAUGCGCAUUACCAAGAGAAUAACCAAUGACGGACGCAUACUCCUGACUGAAAGUGACACACCGGGCGAUGUUAUUGUGACGUCAAGCAUCGAAAUGCCAGAUCAAAGACCAGUGAGUCCGGUUGUAGCCACAGCCUCUUCCCCUGUCGUUGUUACUCCCAGUAACGAGUUUAAGUUGGAGAAUUUAGGGGCAACAAACAUUCAGUUGGGAUCAGUUAGUCCCACUGGGGUGAAGGUCAUCGGCAUUGAGACAAACACUGUCGAUGUGCCGAACCUAAGGGAACAGAUCAGAACCGAAAGUAAGACAAACGGGGAUAUAAACGAAACCGAUAGUGUUACCACUACUACGACGACUACCAGAAAUACGAUACUCACGACAACCCAACGACGCAGCUUCGAAACCGAAGAUGGCACAAAUGUUCUUUUCGUGGGAGAAGGCAUUGACGGUGCCUAUCCACCGGGCACAGUCCAAAAGAUAUCCCUUAUCACCCAUGAAGAAAAGCUGAAGACACCGAUUGUGAAAAUGCAUCUAGAUUUUCCAGAGGUUAGUCUUCGUGUGACCGAGACGGUGACGGAAAAUGUGGAGUCUCUGCAAAGAACGACCGAAAGUAGUCAAAACUCUGUAGUUGAGGUAUUGCCAGAGACAGCAGAGCCCGUUUUAGAACCCAUUUCAACAGAAAUCCAGUCUGAGGAACUUGUCAAGAUUACAGAUUCAACAGAAACUGUAUCAGUGACGAGUAUUGCCUCUGCGGAGAUCAUUCCCGAGCCCCUUAAAGAGUCUAUCCAACCAGAAGACGUUAAAAUUACAGAAGCUACUCAAGAGAUACUGGUCCCUGAAGUCAGCAAGCCCCUGUCCCCUGCAGAAUUGAGUCCCGAAGAGCAGCAGCUGUUCGAGGACAUUCAGAAGAAGCUCUCUAAGAAAGACAAGAAGAAACGUCCGGCUAUACCCGAAGAAUUCAUUAAGCAAGAGACAGUUCAGAUUACUGUAGAAGAAAGCAAAGGUAAUGAUAUCAUUGAUGAGAAACAGGUCAUAACCGAAGUCGUCCCCUCAGUCCUCUCGGCUGAACCCGAGCAGUUGGUACCCAAUAUUUCUCAAGAUGAGGCUUUGAUAUCCAGCGUUAAGCUGAUCGAGCAGACUAAAGCAGAUAUUAUUUAUCGUGAAACUAUUGAGGUUACGCCAGUCCCUGAAAUUGCCCCCAUUCCAAGUCCAAGUCAAGAAGAAGUUCUAGUAGAUACUCAGUUAAGCCCCAGCCCAGCUCCUACUAAAACCGCUAAUCAAACUGUUCCUGCCCUAUCGAGCGCCCUAAUUGCUGAGCCAUUUGUAGCUAACACGGCGGCAUUUGACCAAGAUCUCGACGAUCUGCUACAAUCGCUGUCAAGUGUCGAGGAUGGCAUCGCAAACAUGAGCCAGAGCAGCCUGGAAGGCAUGCUACAGGGACUAAAGCUAAUCCAAAAGAAUCUGGAAGUACACGAAAGGAGCGCCCGCCAGCUCAAAGACCAGGCCAAGAAGUUGCCCACAGAUCCUGGAACUGAACGCAUACUGAACGAAGUCGUAGAUCGCGUUGAUUUACUACUACGUCGUACCCAACAAGGCAUCACCAUGAUAGCCAAUGCUAUGCAUGGGCAGAAGAAGCGGCAGCAGGACAUCGAUCAGUACCAGCAGCAUUUGCUGGAGCUAGAGCAAUGGAUCAACGAGGUAACCGCUGAAUUGGCAUCCUUUGAGACCACACCGGACAGCAGCACCGAUGAGCAGGUGCUCAAGUCGCAGGUAGAACGCAGCCAGCAAUUGUUGCGCACUCUCAAGGAACGCCAGCAGUCCAUGGACGAUCUGUUGGAACAGACGCGACAGCUGCAGUCGCAGGCCGAUGUGGCCCCCCUGGCCGAUACUUUAAUGGAGCAACUGCAGAGCAUUCUAAUCAUUCUACGCGAACAGAUCACAGUGGCCACCACAAGGAUUUUCACCAUCGAGAAGCGCAUUGUGGACCUGCGUAAGGCCAAGAGCGACGAGGCCCAGCGACAGCGAGUGCAGGCCGAUGCCAUGAUACAGCCCCCGACCCAGAUUGAGGCACACGAAUCAAUAGAAUCCAAUGAGAACACAAUUGAUUCGACGUCAAUGCCCGAAGAGGAGGUCAAACCGAAUGGUGGGGUAUAUGUGGAGACGCAAACAUCAUUUAGCCUGCAGCAGCCGCUGGCACCUAUCCAGGUGGCAACCAGCACUGUGGAGGCGCAGACCAGCUUCAAGGAGGAGCCCUUGGCAGUGGAAACCGCUGAGGUUGCCCAGCAAACGCAAAAGGAACGUACACCCACCGAGAACAUAAUGGUGACGCAAACGAUUCAGGAUGGCCAGGCAACCAUACAGAUUGACACGACCCUGAAUAAGGAUAUACCCGACAGUCCCGAAGAUGUGCAGAUUGAGGCCCGCUACCAUCAGCGACCCCAGGGCGAUGUGGAACGUGCCACCGAGCUGAUCCUGAAGAAUGUCCCACAGGCAUUUGAGACCACAUUCGUGGAGCCAGAUGAGACCACCACAGAGGUGAUUGUGGGACCCGAUGGCACCAAGCAUAUCGUUUUGAAGAAGGUCACGCGUACGCGCCAGCAGAUUGUACAGCAGCAGCAGAUCAGCUCGAUCGAGACUGUAAGCGACUCGGAUGGCAACAUUGAAGUGCAUUCGACGGGACAGAUCAAUCUGGAGAAUGUGCAGACGACAGACACCAGUGCGGAUCCACAGGAGGGAAGCUACCGCACCGUUGUCACGCAGCAAACGCGUGGCGCCGUUGUAGAUGCCUCCCAACCCGAGGCGGUAACUGUUCAGGAAUUUGAAACAGAACCAACCAUUGAGACGUACGAAGAGAUUGUGGGUGGUCCUGGAUCAGAAGGACACUUGGCGGACAUUGGCGGUAGCAGUACCAUUCGUGCUGUUGUGCAGCAGGUGACCCGCAAGGUGAUCCGCAAGACGCGCAAGAUAAUCAAGCGAGUGGUGAUCAUCGAUGGAAAGGAGCAUAUCACCGAGGAGGUGAUUGAGGAGCCCGAGGAGAUUGAGAUUACCGAAGAGGAGUCGGCGCCUCACAUCAAUGUGAAUAUUGUGCGUACAAUCAAUGGGAAAACGGUCACCGAAGAGGAGUUCCAAAGGAUGUUGCAAGAGCCGGGCGUGAUCAUUGAAGAAGUUGCUGCAGAAUCGCCGCAACAGGUAUUUGAUAUUGAGUCUACCCACGUCACCUCCACCACAGAAACAAUAACCACACCACAAGAACAAGUACAACUACAGAUACCGCAAGAAUCAGAACAGAUACAACAGCCAGAACAACAGACACCACCUACAGAAACAAAGAUCAAAGAACUAGCACCAGUAGAGUUGCCAGCACCUUCUCAAGUAGAUGUUGCAGAACCAGUAGAUGUUGCCAGUACUACUACUACAUCCAUGAGUAUCGUUAAUGUUGCAGCAGCAGAUGUAACUACAACAGAAACAUCAGCCAAUCUACCAGAUAUCGUAGAUGUAACCACAGAGAUCACAUCAUCUCAGCCUGUGGUGGAAAAUAUCCAUGAAAUUUGGCCAUUGGAACAUCAUUUGAACGCCACCAACAUUGACUUUUCACAUCACCAUGAGCCACUAGCACCGGUAGAAGCGACAAUCACUUCAGAAAUCAGAGAAGAAUCCAUGCCUGUGGAAACCAUUUGGCCCACUAGUCCAGAGACAGGCAACUCUUUAACUCUGGAAAACUACGAAUUCGAGCCACAAUCACCCACAGAAAAGAAAGAACUUGAGACUGAGACAAAGCCUGAAACAGAACCAGAGACUAAACCAGAGCCAGAGCCCAAGACCUCUGCCAGUAUUGAAAUAAUUAAGACCAUCGAAACAGUGACCAUAGCAGGAGAGCAGCCAAAGGAAUCGCCUGUGGAUGUGGUGCCUGAACCGCAGACAGAAGUUCCGAAGUCAAAGACUGACAUUGAGAGUUUCCUGGAAGCUGAGAAGAUUUUGGCCGGAGCCUUGAAGGAACAGCAAACCGUACCUAAAGUAGAAGAAGCAUCAACCAUUCAAGUUGAGACAGUUGUUCCUGCAGAAGCAAUCAUCCAAUUGCCUGAAAAGGAACCCUCCGCAGCAGUAGAAACAGCUGUAGAACCUACCGCAGAAGUCCCAGAAGUUACGCAAGUUUCUAUACUCGAGCCCCAACAGCAGCCAGCGGAAGUGGUAAGCGUGGCAAUAACUCUCCAAGAGCCAGCACCAGCUAAGCCAACGGGCGAUACCCCGGAAAAGGAGGUAGCACCAGGACAGACGGACCUACGUGUGGCUACACAACUGUUCAUCUCUGGCGAGGCAGCAGCUUCUACGGCCCCACAAAAGUCCUACCAGAUUACAGCGCCAUCCAUCGACGAUAAUGGUGAUGGUGUGCUCAAGGUUGUGAUGGGCAAGGAGCCGAAGGGCACCGAAGAUGAGCCAGGACAGACCGCCACGAAGGUGAGCAUGACCAUCAUUGAGACGGCAGCUGCAGCUGCAGCAGCUCCUGCUGCCGAUGCCAAGCGGCGUCGAAAGAAAAAGAAGAGAAGAGACACAAAGCAGGAGGAGGAUCAGCCUGAACAAGAAGCAGAAACCGAACCAGAGCCAGUGUCCGUCACAAAGGAGAACUCUGAAGUGGCUCUGAUUUCCCCAGAAGAUUCACCCCGCGAAGACAAGGACAAAGUGCGCCACGAAUCGAUUGUGGAGAUCAGUGCAGAUAGCGAUCUGUCCAGCAUGGACAUUGACACAGCCCAUGACUCGGUGAAGAUUGUGGAAGAUGCAGUCGUCUCCCCGCCCUCAGAGUCCCCACGUGCGCCCAUCGUAGAGCUGGUAAUACCCACAGAAGUGGUCGAACUUUCACUAGUCGAGGAUGAGGAACAGCAGACAACACCACGUGCCUCAACGCCUGUAGAAGCCGCGAAGAUUGAGCAGGACAUCAAGUCCGUGCAGACAUCGCCACAGCAUCAACCGAAACUGGAUGAGAUGUCAGUGCAGACGAGUCUGGAGAUCCAACCCGAGAACCAGGAGACGGAAUCGCAAACCCUGAUCAUUGAGAUUGCCGAGACUGAGGCACAGACAACACCACGCGACGAUGAACGUGUUGUUGAGGUAUCCACCGCUGAAAUGCAAACGGAUGUCAGUGGCCAGCCGGCGGAUACAGUGGAGAUCUCCAGUCAAACCACUGUGACCACAACCAUUGAAAAGGAACUGCAGACAACGCCCAGGGAAUCACCGCGUCAGCGAGAGCCAGGCAGUGACGAUGUGGUACCUUCACUUGUCCAAGAUUUGGUCAAGGAGAUGACCAUCGAUCUGCCAGUGCCCACCACAGAGCAGUCAACGUUCACUGAAACCACAACGACCACGGAGAUGCAUGUCCAGACCACCACACCCGAACCCACAGAAGUGGUGGUGGCUGAAACUGUUAAGCCAGAGACAGCGCACGAGGCAACCUCAACGCUGGAACUUGUGCAGGUAGCCGAUGGUGAGGCCCAGACGACAACACCUCGAGAGGUGGAACAUCAGCAACAACCCAUUUCAUUGGAUGACUCCAACUCCAUUUCCAUUUCGGAACCGUACGAACUGGAGGUGAAGACCACGGUGGCGAUACCAGCAGACUCGGAUGCCGGCUCUCUGGCCGAGCCAACGGUCUACGAGUAUACGCAGACCAUGGAGCUGCCCAAACCAGAGAAGCGCUCCAAGAAGGAUAAGAAAAAGAAGCAAAAGAAGGAACAGGAGCAGCAGCAGCCGCAGCAACAGCAACAGCAGCCGCCAGAGGAGCCACAAAUCAGUGUGACUGUGGAAAUAGCACCCGAACUGCUGUCCGAGUCGGGGAUUGUGGUGUCCACCAAUCAGCAGAUCGAAGAGGUGCCACACGUCGCACCGGAAGAAGUGGAGCCAGUGGAGUUAGGGGAGCCAGCGAAGCCACCGCAAAGAGUUCAGCUGCAGAUCACCACAACGCGGGUGUACGAUGAGUAUCCCGAUCUGCCAGUGCACAUAAUCGAACAGAACAAGAUGAGCAUUGCAGAGCAGAGCAGCCGAACGACCGGACGCGAGCGCAGUGGUGCGGGACCCACGUCAUCGGUGACCAUCGAAGAGGUAUCCUCGCCCACAGAAGAACUGGUGGUGGUGCCCAUCACCCCUGGGCCCGAUAACCUCAACGAGCAGCAGAGCAGCAUUUGGUUCCAGACAAAGACGCCUUCCCAGGAUCUUUCCCAGGCCCUGAUCAUGAGCGAGAGCCUUCAGCAUUAUCCUGGACAACCGAAACAGAAGGCCAACAUCUUGGUGGAGACCAAGGAGGCUAUUGGGGAUCGCAUUAAGCACUUGAAACAGGCGGUACCACAACAACAGCCGACGACAACGACGCCCCUGAGCAAUGUUCUCCACUUGGCCACUCUUUCGGAGCAGAUCAUGGACCUGCCCACGGAGCAGCGUCUUCAGGAGGUUAACGAAGGUCUGCAGAAUCUAGAUGCGGCUCUGAACAGCGGCGACAAGACGGUCAUACAGACGACAGUCAUCACGGUCAUUGAGAAGGUCUCGACGUGGCUGGAGACCAUCGAGUAUCGCGUGUAUCUCAUCCGACAGAACUCCAACGAGGGACCCUCUGAGGAGAAGCUGGACAACUACAACCAGCUGAACGAGGAGCUGCACACGAUCAAGCAGAAUGUAAACCAACUCGAGAGGCAGCUGUCGAAGACAGAGGAGCCCGAGCUGCAUCAGUGUGUGGACACGCUCAAGGAGCAUGUCGAAGCCGUGGAGCAGGUGACACAGCAGAAUCAGGCACAGGACAGCAACGAUCUGGACAAGUGGCACAGCUUUGAGGUGCUGCUGAAUGACGUGUCCACAGUCCUAGUGCAGCUGCAGCAGCGAUACGACAUGGUCACCAAUCAGGAGUAUCCGCUGUCUGCCAAACUCUCGCACUUGGACGAGCUGGAGCAGGAGCAUGAGCAGGCCCAGCAGCAGCUGGGACAUCUCCUGCAGAAUGCACGAGCCUUCCAGCGCGACUUCCCAGGCAAGAAGAUGCCACAGGAUGUACACAAUGCCUUCGAGACGAGCAAGAACAUUGGCAACAACAUCCAGGCCGAACGAGAGCGUCUCCUCCAACUGCAAUCCUUGGCAGAGGAGUACGAACAGACCCUCAAGGAGUUCACCAACAUCACGGUGCUUGCCGACAAACUUGUGGAGUGUCCCAUUGUGUCCAGUUCUUUGCAGCAGCUGAACAACGAAGUGCAGAAACAGCGCAAGUUCUUUGUGAACCUCAGCCACUGCCGCGCCAUGCUUGAUUCCCUCGAGGAGAACAUUGACACGGAGACCCGGGAGAAGCAUUCGGACCUGCACAAGGAGCUGUACAACCGAGCCACUCAGCUGCUGGACAAGGCCUCCGAACGAUCUUCGAAGCUGGUGCAGGCUGCCUCCCGUUGGACCGUCCUGGAGAAGGGAAUGCGCGACGAGUUGCAGUGGCUGCAGGUGGCCCAGCAGCGUGUGCCCGAUCUGUCGGCGGUGACAUCGGCGGAUUACGACCAGUACACGACGCUCUACCAGUCCCUGAGCAACGACAUCUCCCAUCAUUAUGUUAAGAUGACCCAGCUCUCGGGGAUAGCCAACAAACUGCAGCAACUGGUGCAGGCGCCCAAUCUGGUCGAGGAAACCAACGAGGCGCUGAUUGUGCUGCUGAAGCUGCGCGAAGAGGUGGCCCUGUACCUGCACCGCCUACUGGUCUUCAAGGAGAUCUGGGUGCAGUACGAGCAGCAGACCGACAAGCUGGAGGCCUUCGUGCGCGAGGCGGAGCAGGAGCUGCGUCACAUUCAGAUACCGGCACAGCCCACGCAGCAGCCCAUCGAGCAUAUGCGUCAGUUCUGGGAGAUCAAGGCCCGGUUCGAGCUGCACAACAACGUACGCAACGAUGCCGGCCAUAGCUUUGAGAAAGCUCUGCAGGUUAUUCCGCUUGCGGAUGAGAUGCUGCAGCGGCAGUUCCAUGCCCAGCUGGAGGACCGCUGGCAUGCCGUGGCCCAGGCCAUCGAACAGAUCCAACACAAUAUUGUCGAGUGCCUGUCCUCAGAGGAUAUGCCAGCGGCGGAAAAACUGAAGCUGGUGGAGCGUGAGCUGCAGGAGAUCUACCUGACGAUGACCAGCAUGAAGGGCGUGAUCAAGAACGAGGAGGAGCUCUGUCUCUACAUCGAACGCGUUCAAGUGCUGCGCACACGCGUCGGCUUCAUUGGCAACGAACUGGGUCGCAUUGGACUCCAAGAGCCGGCGGCCAUCGAACCCGAAAAGAUCGGCGAGCUGUUUGCCCUGUCGCACAAGAUAACCACACAGAUAGCCGAGGAGUUGGAGGGUGCCUCCGUGCUGCGCGAUCAGCUGCAGGCCAUCCAGGAGGGGAUCAGCAACCAGCGCAAGCAUCAGGCCAAGAUCUCUGUCAUUUUGGAUGAAUGCGAGGCGGCCGAGCGCCAGGGAGCUGAUGUCCUCGAGAAGGCCGUCACCGACUGUCAGAAUGUGGGCGAGGACCUCGUCUCCAGCUGGCAGGAGAUCAUGCGCAUCCGCCAGAUGCUCCACACCCUGCCCAUGCGCCUCAAGAUGUCCGUGUCGCCGGUGAAGCUCGAGCGGGACAUUUCCCAACUCCAAGACGAUCAGACCUUCCUUGAGAGCAAGUGCACCAACAUUAUGGCCAUUCUACGUAAUCGCCUGGCCAUGUGGCUACGCUACGAACGUCAGUUGGAGCUGGUCCAUGGCUCAGUGCAGGAGACGGACUUUAUGAUGGAACUCAUUCGAGUGCACGGACAAGUGGACUAUGAGCGACUAAGGAAAGCCACCGAAAGAUUAGAGGGUCUGGCCGGCGAUCUACACAACCGCGAAGAACUGAUCGAUGAGCUUAAGGGCGCCGCCAAGCCCCUGAUCGAGAGCUGUGAUGUGCAAAUUGUCGAACAGAUCGAAUCGGCUGUACAGGAUGCGGUAGUGGCCUGGAAUGACACCACCGAGAAUCUGCAGCAGCUCUGCACACGCUACCAGCGAGCCGUCGAACUCUGGGAUAAAUAUCGCAACGCCUCGGCGGCCGUUCAGAGUUCCAUUGACCAGCAAAUGGAUACGGUCAAGUCCUUGGAGCAGCCCUUGGACGCCCUACAACAUGCCAAGGCCUGCCAAGAUAAUCUGACCACACAAAAUGAUAGAAUCUUGGAACUGCGUGACAUUGUGGCCAAGAUAGCCGCCGAUGUGGGUCUGGAUGCCUCAGCCCUGAUGCAGGGCGAACUGGAUGCUUUGGGUCAACGUUUGGCCGAAUGCAAAGAUGCCAUCACCACACUCGCCAAUGUGGCCGAAACGCAAGACAAAGAGCGCAAAGAACUGGACAAGGAGGUGACACAAGCCAAGGUUUACUUCAACAACGUGCAGCAGGACAUAUCACGUGAUGCACCGCAAACGCCCAGGGAAAGCGAGGAGCAGCUGGCCGCCCUGCGUGCCCAUCUACAGACGCUGGCCCGCACGGAGGAGCAGCUGCGGCAGCUGCGUGAACGCCAUCAGCAAAGCAAUGAAGUGGCGCCCGCAACUGGUGCCGAUGAUGGGAUACUGGAGGUGCUGGCCCUGUGGCAGAAGAUAUUCCAGGACACGUUCCAGGAGUACCAUCGCCUGUCGACGCGGCUGGCCCGCAGCCAGAACAGCUCGGAGGCACUGCGCCUGUGGCGUCAGUAUCUGCAGCAUGUCCAGUCCUUCCUCUCCUGUGCCAUACCCGAGGACUACAGCAGUCUGCGAGAGCAGCAGCAGCUGUGCGCCAUCCACCAGAACCUGCUCAUCUCGCAGCAGAGCGUGCUCGCGGAGACGCCACUCGAGUCGGAGCUCUCCGAGCAAUACAAGGCGCUGACCAAUCUGCACAACGAAACGCUGUCGCGGAUCAUGCAACGCAACGGGGAACUGGAGCGUCGUGUGAGCGGCUGGAACGCCUACCGCCAGCAGCUGGCGGCCCUGCUCGACUGGCUGCGACAGCGCGAGGCGGAGCGCAACAAUCUCCAGCUGCGCUACAUCCACCUCAAGCGGGUGCCGCACCUCAAGAGCCGCCUGGACGGUCUGCUCCAGCAGCUGGACCAGGGCGAGCAGCAGAGCAAGUCCCUGCAGGAGCAGCAGCAACAGCUGUCCCGUCACUGCGACGAGGCCCUGGCCACAGCCAUGCGCAUGGAGCAGGCUAGCAUCGGGCAGCGGAUUAACAAUCUGCGUGCCGCCCUCGAGACAUGGCAGGGAUUCCUGCACCGCAUCAGCCAGCUCUCGGAGACCUACGAGCAGCGUGUCCUGCAGCUCCAAAAAGAGUUUGGAGCAGCCCAGAAACUGCUGGACAGCAGCAGCGAACCACUGCCCACCCAGCCGGCGGCCAUUGAACAGCUGCUGCAAGCCCUGCGCGCACAGCGUGUCCAGUUGGGAGCACAGGUUCCGGCGCUGGAGAGCCUGAUGGUCACCCAGGAGGAGCUAAAGGAGUGCGUGAGCCCGCACGACAUGAAGACGAUCCGUCAGCGCAACUGGCUGUUGUGGCAACAACACGCGGACCUCGACUACCAGCUGGCGAGCCUCAUCAACAGCAUCGACGAGCGCCUGUCCCUGCAAUCCAACUACCAGAUUCGCUACGGACGCAUCUCCCAGUGGCUGCAGCGUCUCGAGCAGCGCGUCGAGCGCGAUGCCGAUGUCUCUGCCAUGGCCAACCCAGAGCAGGCAGCCAAGCAGCUGGAGCAGCAAGUCAACGCAGAGCUGCAGCUGCGCGACAAGGAGCGCGAAUGGCUGCUGUCCACCAGUCGGGAGCUGCUCACGCUGUACGCCGAGGAGCCUGAGGUUCGGGCUCAGGUACAGCAGCAGAGCGAUUCCCUCAUCGAUCGCUGGCAACGACUCAAGUACCUGUGCAAGCAGCGAGCCACGAAGAUCGGGGAGCUUAAGAUGACGCUGCUGCGACUGGAGGAGAGGAUAGCCCUCAUCCGUGCCUGGCUUUUCGAAGUGGAGUCGCAGCUGGACAAACCCCUCAGCUUCGAGAGCUACACCCCGAACGUGAUCGAGGCCAAGCUGAAGGAGCACGAGCAAAUCCAGCGAUCCAUCGAGCACCACAGCAGCAAUGUCGGCGAGGUCCUGAAUCUCGUCGAGAUGCUGUUGAACGAUGCUGACAGCUGGCGCACUCAGGUGAACACCUCCGGCCUGGCCUCCUCCGCCCAGAAUCUGGAGCUGCGCUGGAAGAACGUGUGCAGCCAGUCCGCGGAGCGUAAGCAGCGCAUCCUCAGCAUCUGGAAUCUCCUGCAGAGUCUGAUCAAACAGACAGCCGAGCACAAGAACUGGCUGGGCAAGCAGGAGACCCAGCUGGCGGGCUACGAACGUGACCACAAGUCCAGCGGCAAGCAGAAGCUGGAGGAGCGCCAGAAGGAGCUACGCUCCAAGCUCGAUGAACUCGACAGCCAGUCGGUGAAUCUGCGGCAUCUGGAGCAGACCUACGCCAAGCUGACGAUGGGCACUGGUGUGGAGCCCGAGAACAUACAGAAACUCACGCUCCCCACCAAGGUGAUGCUGAGCAAGUGGCGCCAACUGACGCCCCGGUGUCAUGCCCUGCUCGAUGCCAUCGACAAGGAUGCAAAGGUGCUGCGAGAAUUCCAUACCGCCCAGCAGGAGGCCACUCAAUCCCUGACGGCCAUUCAGAAGGCCCUAGAGCAACUGCCCAGCGCAACAGCCGAGGAUCAACAGAACGGCAGGGCAGAGCCCAAGGCGGUGCUGCAGCGUUUGGAGAGCCUGGAGCGCAAGCUACAAGAUGCCCAAAAGCAUGUCCAGCAAGCGGAUGCCUUGGCACAAGAGGCCAAAUCACGACCCAAGCAGCAGCAGCCGCAACUGAAGCAGAUGCUCGAACUGAUGACAGUCUACACCACACUCUGGCAGACGGUUCAGACGCGGAUCGUCACCCUGAAGACCAGUUGGCUGGCCAGAGCGGCACAAAGUGCUGCCGGAGCAGUCAACGAGGCGGCCAAUGCAGCCGUUCAGGUGAACACGCUGUCGCAACGGAAGAUACGCCAGGCCCAGCAGAUGCAUCGCGAGACCUCCAUCACUGCCAAGGAUGCGUACAUCAUGGAGCUGCAGACGGCCAUUGCCGAGUGCCAGAACAAUCUGGACGAGCUGCAGCGCACGAUUGUGGACAAGACGCGCAAGCCGGGACCCCAGAAAAUAGCCAAGCUGCUGGGCAAUGCCCAGUCCUCCACGGAACUAGUCAAGCAUCUCAGCAAUCUGCUCCUAACCGAAUGCCAGGCCGACAACCAGGCCGCCCAGUCGGAAACUGUCUCAGAGCUCACGUUGCGCUUUGACACACUGCAAUCGCAGUGGAAGGCGCGACAGCAGCACGAUCAAAAUGCAAGGUGCCUACUACCUGCGUCCUACAAGUACAACUGCAUACACGAGGUCGGCCGUCUAACGUGUCCGCUCUGCACGCAACGCAACUGGCAGCAGAUCGACAACGAUCUGUGGCGCCUGGAGCAGUGGCUGCAGUUCGCCGAGAGCACCCAAAAGGCUCAAUCGACCCCACCGUCCAACAUUGAACUGCUGGAGGAUGUGACACAGGAUCAUCGCGAGUUCCUGCUGGAUCUGGAGAGUCACAAGUCGAUCAUCUCGUCGCUGAAUGUGGUCGGUGAUCAUCUGGCCACCCAUACCCUGGACACUGAGAAGGCCCGCCAGCUACGCUCGCGCCUCGAGGCGGAUAACGAGCGCUGGAACAAUGUCUGCAUCAAUGCCACCAAAUGGCAGGCUCUUCUCCAGACCGCCCUCAUGGGCAACAGUGAGUUCCAUCAGACCAUCGAUGAGCUGGUCGAUUGGCUGCAGCGAACCGAGCAGAACAUCAAGGCCUCCGAGCCCGUGGAUCUCACCGAGGAGCGUUCUGUCCUUGAAACCAAAUUCAAGAAAUUCAAGGAUCUGCGUGCCGAAUUGGAGCGCUGUGAGCCGCGUGUCGUGAGUCUACAGGAUGCCGCCGAUCAGCUACUGCGCUCUGUCGAAGGCUCUGAGGAACAGUCCCAACAUACCUAUGAAAGAACCCUUUCCAGAUUGACCGAUCUCCGUCUGCGUCUGCAAUCCCUGCGUCGCCUCUCCGGCAUCUACAUCGUCAAGCUGGGCGCAGUGCUCGGCUACGAGGGCGACAAUCUUGGUGUGCCGCUACACAUGUUGUCGAGUGAGCUUUUGGAUAAUACUACAUUAUCAACCUCUUCUAUGCAGGCCGCCGCACCAAACACAGAAAAUGCAAACAACACCGAUGGCGAUGCUGUCGAUGGCGAUGUCAUCAAUACCACGGUUCUGGCACGCGGUGCUCGCUUCCUAGGCCGCGUUGCCCGUGCCUCCCUGCCCAUACAGGCGCUCAUGCUGUUGCUUUUAGGUGUGGCAACUCUGGUGCCCCACGGUGAGGACUAUACGUGCAUGUUCUCCAACACAUUUGCCCGGAGUCUGGAACCUAUGCUGUCGUAUCCCCAUGGACCGCCGCCAACGUAAACCCCUAACUGUCAAACGCAAAUCAAAAAUCGAAACCAAAGCUGUCGAGUUGCAAUUGGAUUAGUGCAAGAAACAAAUUUAACAGACUAACUAACGCCCUUAAUAAUGAAAACAAAUUCAGACUAUAACAUAACGAUGCCUUUUAUAAGAAAUUUCCUGUUUCAAAAUAUUUGGAUUAUGUAAAUUUUACUUUCCAACAGUUAUUGUAUUUAACCGUUUAGUAUGUUUAUAUAGCUAGAGGCAUUGAAUUCAAAUUAAAAUACAAAUCUGUAUCUGUACUGUACAUAAUGAUUAAAUCAAACCUACUCGUAUACCCCCAAAACAAAAACAACCCUAGACUCGACGAGCAUAAAGAAACACAACACAUGAAAGAAUGAUUGAAAGAUAGAAAGAAAGAAACUAUAUUCAAACUAACGACAAAGUAACGAAACACUUUUGUAAAACGAUAUAUACAUUAUACAUACAUAUAUAUUUGCACAGCAAACAAUUUAUAUAUUCAUAUAUAGACAUAUAUAUAUAUGAUCCCAGAACUAUAGAGAACCCAACAUUUUGUAUAUAAAAUACCUAAGCUAAAACGAAAUCAAAAUACGCACACGAAAAUUUUACUCAUAAGUGCACGCUCCCUUCAUUUAAAGAGCAGUUGCAGCAGCCAGCGGCUUGUGAAAACACGGUAUCGCGAAUCUCGUGGAACAUUUUUGCAUUAUCAUGGCCACAAGCCGCUGCUGUUGGCUAUCCAUCGGCUACGAAAGUUAACAAAAUCCCAAGACAAAUCAUGACCCACAUAGACCAAAUGCCUGGGAAAGCUAUUCAAAGACCAAUGCUUGGGAUCAGCUAAGCGUUUUUCUCCCAAAUUACAAGACGCCGCGGCUGACCCUAUACCAUUGGCCUUUGAAUAGACCCUGGCCCACUGACAGUUGUCGUUGCCCAAGGAUACUCUUUACCAAACGGCCAAGCUCUCUCCCACGGCCCUGGUUAGAGGACAACUGAACUGCUUGAAGUGCACCAGCCACAGGAGCACAGUGCAGUUCCAAUCCUUAAACACCAACAAAGCAGCAGCGAAAACUAGAAGACAUUUUCAUGCAUUCCUGAUACUCAUUUCCAAAAUUAAAACCAUAGACAUGACUCCGAUGGUGGUUGCACUUUGAUGGAGAGGAGCGUGCGCAUCACGAGCAUUGAACAAAAACGAAGUAAGUGUCCUAUGCCGGUGCUAAGCCAACCAACAAAUUUUUCUAUAUAAAGAAAAAACUGUAAAAUGCGUAUACAAAAAUUGAAAUUAAAAACUAAAUAAAACAAAA